GUGCAACAGAUAGUUUUGAUAGAACUCAGUGUAUAGAGACUAUGUGUCAUACAGGUGCAUAGAUCGCCCUCUGCCGGCAAACCCUGUUCCAGCAAGUUUGUCCCAGGAGACAGCCACACAUGGGAUUUGAUGAUGACCUGCACGUAAAGUCCAAUGAUCUGGAUAGCCUGGUGGUGCCCCAGAUUCUUUCUUCUUUGGUUUUUAGACCAGGCUCCCUUCCCUCCACGAUUCCAAACACAUACUUUCUGAAAUUUAAAAUCAGGUUCAGGCUAUCUGAGAUAGGCUUUUGUUAUUAACAUUCUUUAUCAGUAUUACCAGACCAACCAAAGACAUUUUCGCACUUCAGGCAAACCACAAAACGGCAUCUCCCCUGCCAGGGGGGAAAAGAAUGACCAAAGAUCUACAUUGGGAACAAGAGAGGAGUGAAUAUCUAUUUUCAGAAACAAGGCGAUGGAUCGAAUCAACUUUAUGCAGUGGUUGAAUUGGAAAUCAAAAUCAAAGUGGGGGGAUGGCAUACCCUCCAACAUUUCUCUGAGGAAAACAGGGUUGUCCCAUUCUACAAUGAUAAUGGUACUAUUUAUACCCCAUACAUCUUAUUGGGCAGCUUCCAACAUAUGUAAAAACAUAAUAAAACAUUAAACAUAAAAACCCCUUCUCUAUACAGGAUUACCUUCAGACGGCUCAGGGGGGUCAGAUAACUCCAUACCCUCCAACAUUUAUCCAAUGACAACAGGGACAUCCUAAGGAAAAGUGGGACAUUCCGGGAUCAAAUCAGAAACAGGAACGGCUUCUCUAAAUUAGGGAUGUCCCUGGAAAAUAGGGACACUUGGAGGGUUUGGAAUGGGCUACUCUGAAUCAUGUCAGGGAGGUGCAGACUCCAGAAGACCCUAGAGAACAGCUCCAACUGUUUCCUCUCUAGGGAUGGGAGGAGACUAGCAGUACAUCCUAUUUGCUGAGAGGCCACAAUACAGUCACCAUGGGGGUCGGCGGCUGAGGAGGCUACAAAUCCGGCCUCCAAGGAGAGUGCUGAAGCCGUUCCUGUCUCUUUGAUGGUGGCAGCAGGUGGUGAUGCGUUUCUUGUAGGCCGGAUCUGCUGCCCCCUGUGCAUACUGCCACACAAGAUGGCCGCCUCUCCUUGCCUCAUGGGUGGUUCAUCUCUGUGGGCAUGUUUCGUAAGUAGAUAUAUAGAAAUAUAUCGUUCUAUGAAUUUCCUUCACCCUUAUUGCUUCAUUAAUACAAAUGCAUAAAAGUACUUUUCAUGCAAUAUCUGGUUUCAGUGGAUGAAAUCCACCAGUUUUGUUGAAUUUAUUAAACUAAAUAGUUUCCAUUGGAUUGUGAUUAAAUGUGCAAUUAACUGCUUUUUAUAGUUUUAUUGUGUUGUUAUUUUCCUGGGGAAACCCAGCCAGAUGAGGGGGGUAUAAAUAAUAUAUUAUUAUUAUUAUUAUUAUUAUUAUUAUUAUUCCUUUGCAGGUUGUGCAAACCACUAUUCUGAAUUAUGCUUUUUAAAGGACAGGAUAGGGGGCACUGUGGAUGAAUUUCUGGAACCGGGGGGUGGGUGAUGGGGCAUGUGUGGCCUGAAAUAUUUGGGAACCAUUGAUAUAUACUAUGGCUCAAUUGCAUUCAAAACAACAGUGGGGAGGAGAAACCUGCAUAACCAAGUCAGCUGGGCAGCAGCUCCAGGAAAAUACAAAUAUACGUAUCAUAUGAUAUUUUUGCCAGGAGAGAGAUGGGGGCACACACCUGCCCAUAGUGAUAUAUUUGGAUUAAGAGUGAGUGGUGCGGAAUGACAAUACAUCCUUUAAAAAUAAAUAAAUGGGAUAGUGAUUCUGUGUCUUUAACAACUAAGGACAUGCUGCUUUUUAAGGGACCAAGUGGCAGUGAGUUGAAGAUAGUGAAAGCAGUUGAAGGUGGGAUGCAGGAAUGUCUAGAGCAGGUGUUGCCAACAUUCCAACUCCCAUCAGCUCUGACCAGCCUAGCCAAAGGCCAAGGAUGAUGGGACAUGCAGUCCGAGAACAUCUGGAAGCCAACAUAUUGGCUAGCCCUGUUCUGGACCUUGGGGUAUCAUGGUGAGGAAAGGCUUCACUUGUAUUUCCCACUCUGCCUUUUCCACAGAGUCCCAUCCCUGUCCAUCAUUCUCAAUACUAGAGCAAAUAUUUUGCAGGAAGAAAUUCUAACAUUCAAUCCAUUGCAUUCCCAGUUGAAACAUAUCUGGGAUUAGGGCUAAGGCAGACUUUUCUCUGACCUGAAAUGUUGCAGACCCACUGGCAGUCAGAGUAGAUGCUCCCGGGCUCAAUAUGCCCACUUACAGAGCUAAAGUUCCCAAUGUUUUUAGUACGAAAGGAAGCCUCUUCAAAGUGCAGUUAUGUCCAUGGUGCAUGUGUGCAUAUUGUUCCUAAGUGCCUGGUGGUGGAAGGGCUUAGGAUAUCAUUAUGUUCCAACCUCUUCACUAUGUUGCAAAGUAAGGUCUAAAAGAGGUGGAAUCAAUGUGUUUGACGAAGCUAGGUCUUUGAGCCCCCUGUCAGGAGUGCUGGUGACCACUCUCACAUACAUGCUUCGUGGAAUCAGUGCCAAACAAGUCCUUCCAACAUUAUCUAAUUUGACCUGAAUCAGCUACUAUUUGGUCAAGCUUCUGGAUUCUGGACUUGGGAAGAAUUCUUGGGCAGCAGAGGGGAAAGGUCUGCUGGAAUCCCAAUCCAUUCAGGCAAAAACGCUGCUGAGGGCUUGAAGACCUUAAGGAAGGGAGAGUCUGGGAGGGUGUAGUUGGCCAAGUAGACGGUCUCCCCACCAGCCAGGUAGCCGGCCCAGACGCCAAAAGUGCCAAUUGUCAUUAUUGUGUGGUUGCAAUGAGCAAGGAGAGCCAAAUCCCCCCCUGGAGAGGAUUCUCGCCCAUCCCCAGAAAAAUAAACAUCCCCCCUGGAGGCAUUGAUGUUUUUCUUGCACCACUCCAUCCCAUUGCUGGUCACCACAAAGAUGGGAUUGGGGUACUUCUCUCUGAAAUAGUUCAUGGCUUUCUCCAAAUAGCCUCUGUCAGCCACCACACCUUUCCAGAUCUUGGGCAUCACAUAGACAUAAUCCCCUCUACGGACAUGCACGCCAACAUAUGUCACCUCCUGGCGCUGCCCCCGUAGCUGCUGAAGAUAAUGAUUGGCUUCUUCCUUGAUGUGGUCAUGGAAGGAGAACUGCUGAAGUAUCUCUUGGCGGAUAUGGUGAUAAAAGGUGUAAGAACAUGGGUAGCCCGUCAGCCGGACGUACUUGCCUUUGAUGUGUUUAUAAUUCUCUGACAUCCAGUCAUGCAGACCAAAGUUCCUCCAGCGGAUCUUUUUAGCCACUUCAGCAUGGAGCACAGGCAAAGUGAUCCGGAAUAUUGGUGACAGGUACUGGUGCAUGGCGGGACAGAUGUAGGCUUGAUGUCCAUUCAUCUUGGCUAAGGCAUAGAGGGUGGCAUAUUCCCCCAUCUGGUUUCCCAAACGGCCAAUGGAGUUCACUGUCCAUAUACCACUAUCCAUGAUCUUAGAGGGUGAUCUGGAAGAAGUGGUGGUUGUGUUAUAGUAUGACCGAGAAGAAGUGGUGGUGAAGGAAGAAGGAGCUCCCAUCCCUGGGAAAUUAGAUGAAUUCUUGAAGUUGAUCCUCCACCUCUGAUAUGGCAUCUUGUCAUACAGGUGCAAGAUUGUAGAGAGGGACAGGAGGCCAAAGAAGUACAGGAAGAAUAAGAGGGCAGGUUGGCUGAAGGAACAUCUUUGGGGGAGAUCCAUAGCUGCACAAUAGGAACACCUAAAGGCAGAGCAAAGUAAGAUGAAAAGACAGGUAAGAUCAACAUGCAGAACACAACCACUGUUGUACAUCAGCAGUGACUUAGAUGGCACUGUGACCCUUUAUGCUAUACAUGUCCAUAACUUCAAUGGAACUUACUCCCAGGUAAAUGUGUAUCAAGUUCCAGAUUGAAUUAAUUAGCCUGAAAGCCGCUACACAAAUUCCUAGAAGAAUACUUAAAGUAAACCCACCCUUUGCACUUCGCAAAUCCUUCUCCCAUUUCCUCACAUAUGUAGUCUAACCUUGUUUUCGGAAAUUUGUGCAUUUUUACAUCAACUUUAUCUCUAAAUUAAUUGUUGCUAAUUACUUGAAAUUAGUCUUUCUGUCUAAUUUUUUUCAAUGUAUUUGCAUAACCAAAGAUAUUCUUAACUGUAAAUGCCAAAAAGGGAGGCCUCCCCCUUCUCAAUUCCUUGUUCUUAAGAUAGUAUUCUGCCACUUUUGAUGACAUUCGGGUAUAUUGCAACACGGUUCAAUUCCCAGGAGUCACAAUAUCCUAGAUGUCCUUUUACGUUAAAGUCCUCUUCUUUGGUCACUGAAGCAACGGAAGAAUUAUAAGGAGCCAGAUACCCUUUAUGAUUAUCCCAGGAUGUUACACUGCCAUUAUUCUGUUAGAAAUCAUUUCCCAUUUCUUUUUCUUUCUCCAUAAUAGUCAUUUCCACUUUUGUGAUGUUGGCAGUUCCUGGAAAUAAAUGAAGAGAUCCUCUCUGUUUCUGUAGGAACUGCUGCCUAAUCCACAAAUGUUUGUUUGCUUCAUAGUACCUUGAUAUCUGUCCAUCCAGUUCCCAGCAAAGAAUCCAGCUUUCCCAUGUUCUGUUGCUCGUGGUGGGGAGAGGUUAGUGACCUUUGCUUCUCCAUUCCAUCCACUGUUCCAUCUCUCCACCACCUAGUCUUGCUUCUUGCAUGUGUUUUGGUGCGCCCCCCACCAUGCAAACACCCACACCGUGAGAAAGAGAGAGAGAGAAAGAGCAAAGAGAUACCCCAGCAUUGCUUCUUACCUGGUCUCAGGGAAGAAUUGACCUGGAGCUCUAAGUUGCAACCAGUCUCCAGGGGUGUUCUGAGAAAUGUGGGCAGGACUCCAGAAAAAAGUGAAUCUGGUUUUAUCUGCCUCCCUGCAGCGUUGCACCCCUCCUGUGGGACUUGCCCCGCCUGAGUAAGAAUAAGGAAAAGCCACAGGUAAAAUGCUGACAUGUUAACAAGAUUUUUACAAGGAAGUUACUGCUUUUCUACAGACCUGUCAUAAAACUUGUGCAGAAACCCUUGCAGAUCAUAAUUUAGCAAUCAUAAAUGGCCAUUUUGCACACCAGAUACAUGCAUCCAACCUCAGAACUGCCCAAGGCCCUUUGGCCACUUGUUUUCUGGCUGCACUUGGAGCAAAAACAAGAAGUCCUCUUGUUCAAACAGUGUAUCUUACAAUCUGAACACAGGAGUUAUAUAAUUGCUUAGGAUUGUUUGUUAAGAUGUCUAGUAGCCCUCCACAAACACGUUAAAUAGGCCAUAGAGUGUUUAAUCAGCCAAAGGCCUGCUUAUAGAGAAACGUUUUGCCUGGUGCCUAAAGAUAUGUAAUGAAGGUGACAGGUGAGGCUCCCUGGGGAGAGCAUCCCACAACUGGGGAGCCACCACAGAAAAGGUCCAUUCUAGGAAAAUAGGAAUCUGCCACAUACUGACUCAUUCCUCUGUUGUUUGCACUGGCUGGCAGUGACUUUCAGUGGUACACAGUGGUACAGUGGCAGUGGUACACAGCUCUUCCUGGAGAUACCAGGGACUGAAAGACCUUCUGCGUGCAAAUCAGUUCUUCUUAAAGGCAGAGAAAAAAAAUGAGGAGCGUGAGUGAGUGAUUCAACAUAAUGAAAUAGAAAGGAAGAAGUGGAAACUAAGAGGGUUGGGUCCAUACACCCAGUGUCAUUACACCCAAAGCUACCCAGUCAUAUUAUCCUGAGGAACAUAGAGAUGGGGAAAAAAUACACGCUGCCGUAUUCAUAGGGGAAUCCUAACCAGCUCUUCCUGGGCACUCCCAGCGUAAGAAUAUGACCUUUCCCACCUUCCUCAGACUCAGCACAGUCAGCUUCUUCAAGGGGUGGGGUGGGGGGCAAUUACAGCACAGACCUUGCCAGUCUAUAUCCUAUCAUGCAUAGGAGUCAACUCUUAGGGGGCGAUGAGUCUUCGGGGGCCCCAAUAAAAUAUCCUAGGGGCCUCCCAAAGUUAAUGGACAUUGCCACUCAAAUGGUGAGCAUGCACCAUGUCAUGUGAUCAGUUAUGUGGUGCGGGCUUAUCUGGGUCCCCCCAAUAUUUUAUUCAAGUUGGCACCCCUGCUGUCAUGUGACCUCAGCUCUUUGCGGAGGCAUCACGUCUCUGCAAGUUAGAUAGGAAGAACUUCAUAAAACUUCAUAAAACUUAGGGAAGUGCUGGGUGAGAUCCCAUGGACAGUAAUACUAAAAGGAAAGGGAGUUCAUGAUGGCUGGGAGUAUGUUAAGAGGGAGAUAGUAAAAGCACAACUUCAGGCAAUACCAAUGAGACGGAAACAUGGAAGGUGCCUAAAGAAGCCAGGGUGGCUAUCUAAAGAACUUUUAACUGAGUUAAGAUUAAAAAAGGAUGUGUACAAAAAAUGGAAAAGGGGGGAAACCACCAAAGAGGAAUUCAAACAAAUAGCCAGCACGUGUAGACACAAAAUCAGAAAAGCUAAAGCACAGAAUGAACUCAGGCUUGCUAGAGAGGUUAAAAGCAACAAAAAGGCUUUUAUGGGUAUGUUCGUAGCAAAAGGAAGAACAAAGAAACAGUGGGGUCACUCAGAGGAGAAGAUGGUGAAAUGCAAACAGGGGACACAGAAAGGGCUGAACUCCUCAAUGCCUUCUUUGCCUCAGUCUUCUCCGAUAAAGAAAAGAAUGCCCGACCUGAAGAAUUUGGAGCAAAUGAUUCAGCAGAGGAAACACAGCCCAGAAUAACUAAGGAGAUAGUACAAGAAUACUUGGCUAGUUUAGAUGUAUUCAAGUCUCCAGGGCCAGAUGAACUGCAUCCAAGAGUAUUAAAAGAACUGGCAGAUGUGAUCUCAGAACCACUGGCAGUCAUCUUUGAGAAUUCUUGGAGAACAGGCGAAGUCCCGGCAGACUGGAGGAGGGCAAAUGUUGUCCCUAUUUUCAAAAAGGGGGAAAGAGAGGACCCAAAUAAUUACCGCCCAGUCAGUCUGACAUCAAUACCAGGGAAGAUUCUGGAGCAGAUCAUUAAGCAAACAGUCUGUGAGCACCUAGAAAGGAAUGCUGUGAUCACCAAUAGUCAGCAUGGAUUUCUGAAAAAUAAGUCAUGUCAGACUAACCUGAUCUUGUUUUUGACAGAAUUACAAGCCUGGUAGAUGAAGGGAACGCAGUGGAUGUAGCCUACCUUGAUUUCAGCAAGGCAUUUGACAAGGUGCCCCAUGAUAUUCUUCUAAAGAAGCUGGUAAAAUGCGGUCUUGACUAUGCUACCACUCAGUGGAUUUGUAACUGGCUGACUGACCGAACCCAAAGGGUGCUCAUCAAUGGUUCCUCUUCAUCCUGGAGAAGAGUGACUAGUGGGGUGCCACAGGGUUCUGUCUUGGGCCCGGUCUUAUUCAACAUCUUUAUCAAUGACUUGGAUGAUGGACUCAAGGGCAUCCUGAUCAAAUUUGCAGAUGACACCAAACUGGGAGGGGUGGCUAACACCCCAGAGGACAGGAUCACACUUCAAAAUGACCUUGACAGAUUAGAGAACUGGGCCAAAACAAACAAGAUGAACUUUAACAGGGAGAAAUGUAAAGUAUUGCACUUGGGCAAAAAAAUGAGAGGCACAAAUACAAGAUGGGUGACACCUGGCUUGAGAGCAGUACAUGUGAAAAGGAUCUAGGAGUCUUGGUUGACCACAAACUUGACAUGAGCCAACAGUGUGACGCGGCAGCUAAAAAGCCAAUGCAAUUCUGGGCUGCAUCAAUAGGAGUAUAGCAUCUAGAUCAAGGGAAGUAAUAGUGCCACUGUAUUCUGCUCUGGUCAGACCUCACCUGGAGUACUGUGUCCAGUUCUGGGCACCACAGUUCAAGAAGGACACUGACAAACUGGAACGUGUCCAGAGGAGGGCAACCAAAAUGGUCAAAGGCCUGGAAACGAUGCCUUAUGAGGAACGGCUAAGGGAGCUGGGCAUGUUUAGCCAGGAGAAGAGGAGGUUAAGGGGUGAUAUGAUAGCCAUGUUCAAAUAUAUAAAAGGAUGUCACAUAGAGGAGGGAGAAAGGUUGUUUUCUGCUGCUCCAGAGAAGCGGACACAGAGCAAUGGAUCCAAACUACAAGAAAGAAGAUUCCACCUAAGCAUUAGGAAGAACUUCCUGACAGUAAGAGCUGUUCGACAGUGGAAUUUGCUGGCAAGGAGUGUGGUGGAGUCUCCUUCUUUGGAGGUCUUUAAGCAGAGGCUUUACAACCAUAUGUCAGGAGUGCUCUGAUGGUGUUCCUGCUUGGCAGGGGGUUGGACUCGAUGGCCCUUGUGGUCUCUUCCAAUUCUAUGAUUCUAUGAUUCUAGAUAGCCCUUUUUUAAACAAACGUAAUGGGAUCCAUUAUAUUCUAAAUAUUAUUUUUGGUUGUGUGGGCCUUAAUUUAAGAUCCAGAGACACCCUCGUUAUAGCAGUUAAAACAGUUUCCCGCUGUGUGGUCAAAACGGAGAUCUCUAAUUCUUUACAGUGGUACCUCUGGUUACAAACUUAAUUCGUUCCGGAGGUCCAUUCUUAAGCUGAAACCGUUCUUAUCCUGAGGUGCACUUUCACUAAUGGGGCCUCCCGCUGCACGCGCACCUCUGGCAUGCGAUUUCCGUUUGCAUCCAGGGCCAAAGUUCACAACCAGGAGCACUACUUCCGGGUUAGCAGAGCUCAUAACCUGAAGCAUUCGUAACCAGAAGCAUUCGUAACCAGAGGUACCGCUGUAUUCUUUUUUUUAAAAAAAAAAGAUAUUUAUUAAAAUUUUCAAAAUAUUACAAAAUGAAAAAAGAAAAAAUACAAAAUACAAAAUAAAAGUAGUUAAAAACAACUCAAUCUUUCCAUUACUUAUCUUUCAUUGGCUUGUUUCCCGGACCUCCUCGCGCCUCCCUUUUUUGUAUUCCAAUUCAGUUUGUUAGUUCAGCAAAUCCUUCCCCUCUUUGUUUAUCCUAAUCUUUAAUCUUAAAAUAUUGUGACAUUGAAUUUUAACCUAUUAAUAAUCCAUUUUCAUAUUCCCUUAUAAUAUUACAGCUAAAAACCACUUGAUUUCUAUCCAACAUCAUUCUAACAUUCAUUAAUUUUGCAAUAUUUCUGUAGAUAGUCUUUAAACUUUUUCCAAUCUUCUUCCACCGACUCUUCUCCCUGGUCUCAGAUUCUGCCAGUCAUUUCCGCCAAUUCCAUAUAGUCCAUCACCUUCAUCUGCCAUUCUUCCAGGGUGGGUAGAUCUUGUGUCUUCCAGUACUUUGCAAUAAGUAUUCUUGCUGCUGUUGUGGCAUACAUAAAGAAAGUUCUAUCCUUCUUUGACACCAAUUGGCCGACUAUGCCCAGGAGAAAGGCCUCUGGUUUCUUCAGGAAGGUAUAUUUAAAUACCUUUUUCAAUUCAUUAUAGAUCAUCUCCCAGAAAGCCUUAAUCCUUGGGCACGUCCACCAAAGGUGAAAGAAUGUACCUUCAGUUUCUUUACAUUUCCAACAUUUAUUAUCGGGCAAAUGAUAGAUUUUUGCAAGCUUGACUGGUGUCAUGUACCACCUGUAUAUCAUUUUCAUAAUAUUCUCUCUUAAGGCAUUACAUGCCGUAAACUUCAUACCUGUGGUCCAUAACUGUUCCCAGUCAGCCAUCAUUAUGUUAUGUCCAACGUCUUGUGCCCAUUUAAUCAUAGCAGAUUUCACCGUUUCAUCCUGAGUAUUCCAUUUCAACAGCAAGUUAUACAUCUUUGAUAAAGUCUUAGUUUUAGGUUCUAACAGUUCUGUUUCUAAUUUUGAUUUUUCCACCUGGAAGCCAAUUUUCUUGUCCGAAUUAUAUGCCUCCAUUAUCUGAUAAUAAUGAAGCCAUGCUGUAUUCCAAUCCUCCCUCAGUACCUGUAUAUCCUGUAUAUUGGUUUGCUAAUAGCAAAGAUUUAUAUAAAAGGGCUGCCAGCUUGCCACUUGAAGUGACACAUGUGUGCAGGUCUUGCUUCACUCUUGCCCCUUCUAUCAGUGCUAACUAAUCUGCAGUUUACCACAGUGCACAUUUCCUUUCCAUACUGCAAAGCAAGACAGCUACCAAAGUAAACGAUAACGCAAUCGCAUUGACCAAGUGACUCACGUUCUAACUUGGAAGGAAAGAAUGGAAAGGAGGUUAUGAAUGCACAAAUGUGGGGUUAUCACCUGUGCUUUCCAAACAUAUGUAAGCCACUCUAAAUUACCUGGAACUAUGCCUGUCUAAAUAAGGAGCUGAGGUUCCAGGCUUACAAAGUUGUCUUCGGAAAGGAAAAGUCUCAGAAAGCAAAGGUGGCCUUCACAGGAAUGUCUGAUGGUUCAAAGGCACGUUUUCUGUUCACUUCCUCCCCACAUGGGUAUAAUUAUUAGCACACAAGCACCCCACAUCUGCAAGGAUAGGAACCAGAGGGGGUACAGUUGCGUAUAUCUCCUAUACCAAUCUAGAGUUCGCCAGAUGUUUUGGACUACAAUGCAUUAGCCAGGGCUGAAGGGAGUUUCAGUCCAAAACAUCUGGAUGACUCCAGGGUGAUGUUGACUGUCCCAUACCUUUAUGGAAGUCAGAAACUCAUUAAACUAUUUGCUUUUAAAAUGACUGCUCGGGAACAGUGCGGUUGUUACAUCCAGUAGCAGCAAUAAGCUUGCAGGAACAAGCUGUCUGGAGGAGGGUUUUGUUUAUUAAAGGUGUGUGAUCUAUUUCAAGGUUUUUGAGAACCACUGGAUAGCAUCCAAGCUUUCCUCCAAAAUUUGUCUGAAGAUAAACAGCGUUUCCGUGCACUGCUCUGGUUCGCCAGAAACAGCUUAGUCAUGCUGGCCACAUGACCCGGAAGCUGUACGCCAGCUCCCUCAGCCAAUAAAGCAAGAUGAGCGCUGCAACCCCAGAGGCAUCCGCGACUGGACCUGAUGGUCAGGGGUCCCUUUACCCUUACCUAUAUUAUUCACAGUUUUAGAGAAGUGUGCUUAAGCAGGCUACUUUUAUUCAGAAGGAAAAGCUGCCGAAUGAUGCUCCCAAUCUGGAACGCACUCCCCAUUUGGAUCAGGGCACUGCUCCUGCAUGGUCACACUGCUCUUUACCCUUGACAACGAAAUCCUUUUUGUACCUAAAGGAUACAAAAAGCAAUAUGAGCCAUAGACCUUUUGGCAGAAAAUUGGUGCAAGAUCCAGAUCAGAAGCAUGUUCUAGAUUGUGGCCCCAUGGCUGUUUUUUCUUUAGAAUAAAAAUGCCUAGUUUAUGCAUUUUCUUUUUAAGCACGGAUAAUGUAAGGCGGGGUCUGUCCCUCAGUCUCCUAAAGCAGAUAUCAUCGGGCAGCUCUCUUUGGUAGCUCUCUUUCAACCAAGUUAGGGCUGCGCCCGUGCACUCUGUCUUUCCAAAUUCAAAGUGCCCACGUGCCUUCUCACUGCCUUUCCAUUUCAUCACCAGUUUCUGCUGAGCAUCUCACUCCAAAGGCUAUGAAUCAGGGAUGGGGAGCCUCAGGCCAGCAGGGCAAACGUGGCCCUCCAAGCCUUUCAGUCCUGCCUUCAAAACUCUCCCAAUGCCACACCCCCUCCUACUUUGCCAUACGUGCUUCGCACCCUCCCCAAAUGUUUUGGCCUGGCUGGAAUGUGUCCUUGAACUCUUCUGGUGCAUUUUGCUUGCCUGGGUGGAGACAGAGAAGUAUGUGUGAAGACACCAGCCACCUAAAUACAAGCGAAAUUGGCGUUGGUUGCUCCACCACCAGCAGCAUGUGGCCCCAGAAAGUUGCCCAGAAGGAAAUGUGGCCCUCAAACUGAAAAAAAAGACUCCCAACCCCUGCAACAGAGAGACAUUGAGGAUCACUGUCUCUUUUGUUCAGCCCCUGACCACCAACACCCACCAGUCAAGCAAAAUCCUAGUGCAAUAGGCCCAUCUACACUCAUCCAGAAGAAAGCCAAGUCUCGCCACACUUUCUCAACGUGUUGAUUGUUCCUCUGAGAUCUCAGUCCUCACCAGCAGCCUGCCCCCCACCCAGCAAGAUUACAUACCCAUACUGCCUUUUGCCUUUCCAUCUCAAACCCCCAGGCUAAGUUUAUCUUCCUCCUAACAGCUGGGAGGGCUCUUGUUACACUGACAUUCCAGCCUGGGAACAAUGGAGGGGUGGGGAAUGGGGUCUGCACUUGGCUGUUUCUAUUCUCUGCUUGGAUGAUGCUGCCAGCUCCUCUCAUUCUUUUAAGGGCCUCCAAAUAGAAAGCUCUCUUGGUACACAGCAGGGCAUUGUCACACAAGGACACUGCAAUGGGCAAGCUUGUUUUGCCGGUAUCCAUAACUAAAGGCCCCACCAGCAGGGGCAGGGACCAUAUAUGGAAGGUUAGGGAGAGGGCAGCGUUUGUCUUCUCCCACCCCACUCGCUCUCCCACCCACACCGAUGUCAGAUCAUAUGAGAUUGUUCUUCAGACAUUCCUGUAGCACCAGCCAGCUCCCUGUUGUGCUCUCCCGCUAUUAACCAGAUACAGUCCGGAUUUUGUGGUUCCUUCUGCUAGUGACGUGGGUGGCGCUGUGGGUUAAACCACACAGCCUAGGACUUGCCGAUCAGAAGGUCGGCGGUUCGAAUCCCCCGAUGGGGUGAGCUCCUGUUGCUCGGUCCCUGCUCCUGCCCACCUAGCAGUUCAAAAGCACGUCAAAGUGCAAGUAGAUAAAUAGGUACCACUCUGGCGGGAAGGUAAUCGGCAUUUCUGUGCGCUGCUCUGGUUCGCCAGAAGCGGCUUAGUCAUGCUGGCCACAUGACUCGGAAGCUGUACGCCGGCUCCCUCGGCCAAUAAAGUGAGAUGAGCACCGCAACCCCAGAGUCGGUCACGACUGGACCUAAUGGUCAGGGGUCCCUUUACCCCUUUACCUUUACCUCUGCUAGUGAAUCUGUGUGCAGCCAGAUGCGAAAGAGGGCAGGACUCUUGCACCUUUAACAGUUGUUGUGUUGUUGUUGUUGCUAGAAUUUAUAUAAUGCCCUAUACCCCGGGGUCUUAGGGCAGUUCACAGAAUAAAAUCAAGAUAUAAAACCACAAAAUACCUAAUAAAAAUAAGACAGCAACCCAAUACCAGGGCUCUUUUCCCCAGCUGGAACUCACCAGAACUCAGUUCCAUAACCUCUCAGGUGGGUCAUUAGAAGAGAACAAGGGAGGUGUUCAUUGUGAGUUCCAGCACCUCUUUUUCCAGAAAAAUAUCACAGUGUAGAACAAGGAAAAUCUGCAGGUGUGGCUUGCCUGAAAAGCUACCUUUGCUAAUAUUCUCUUUUCCACGUAACUAUUAAAGGUGUACGAGCCCUGUCCCGUUUUGGAACUGGGCCAAUGGGCCCCAGUGAUCUCUGUCCCCUCAUACUUGCCUUCCUCUUUAUUCGCAAUGAGAGCUCUUCGGCGCCCACCUUACAAGUCCCAAUGGUUACCACCUACCACUUACUUGGAUCCCCUAUGACUUCCAAUAUGUUGUUUCUAAUUUGCUUUGGGGUAAGGCCUUAAAAAUAGAUUGGAUGCUUCCCUUUCGCUGCAUUAGUAAACUGACUAUAAACAAGAAAAAAACUUCAGAGUCAGUUAACUUACUUAGCACAAGCUACUUCAGAAGCUGAAAGCAAGACAAACUACUGCAGAGAAAAUGAGUACUUUCAACAACUCAGGUUGCCAAGUUUACCAACUGGCAACAAUAGAUGUGCCUUUAAUAAAUAUUCAAUCUUUAUAUGAAAAUGUUCAGCUACAUUCCGGGAAUGUGCUCAAGCCGCAGCUAUAAAGCACACAGGCUGAUUUAACAGCUGGCAACCCUGUUCAUGAACUCUCUGGACUUUGUAACAGCGGAAGUGUUGGUUGGCUUACAGAGGUAUGGAAAGUACACAAGACUGAGUCUCUUUUCAUCUGCAAAGUGUUGGAGGGAUUAUCUGAAUGACAGUCAGACAGAAACAAGUAAAUGGGCUUAUUUAUCUAGAAUGAAUUCCAAAAGAUCCAUGUAAAAACCUCUUGUGCGUUUGUUUUGUUAUUAAAUUAUUUUACUUUAAUGUUGCCAAGUAUCCAGAAGACUACCCACUUUAGGGCUCAUCCGCACUUAACCUUUGCUCCCCAUUUCUAAACUCAGGUCUGGGCUUUCUGGUCUGUGUGUUUUUCUUUUUGUCCCAGUACUUUCCCCAGGAAAACCCAUGUUUUACCACCGAAUUGGAGCAAAUGGCAAUCAGAUUUUCCAUGGAUUAUCAUUCCCUCCAAUUCAGUGGUAAAACAUGAGUUUUCCCGAGGAUAGUGCCAGGACAAAAAAAUCUGCUUGAGCACCGAAGGACACAGGGGAAGCUUUUCAAAGCAUAGCAAUAAACAGAAUCCCCAGUUAAAAUUUGCAUAUCACACUGCUGCUAAAGUCACAGCUGCACAAACUGGCUAAAAAAGUUGGCCACUUUAAAUACUCAUGGCUUUCCCCCAAGAGUUAUGGGAGCUGUAGUUUGUUUAGGGGACGCGGGUGGCGCUGUGGAUUAAACCACAGAGCCUAGGGCUUGCCUAUCAGAAGGUCGGCGGUUCGAAUCCCCACGAUGGGGUGAGCUCCCGUCGCUCAGUCCCUGCUCCUGCCAACCUAGCAAUUUGAAAGCACAUCAAAGUGCAAGAAGAGAAAUAGGUACCACUCCAGCAGGAAGGUAAACGACGUUUCCGUGCGCUGCUCUGGUUCACCAGAAGCGGCUUAGUUAUGCUGGCCACAUGACCCGGAAGCUGUACGCCGGCUCCCUUGGCCAGUAAAGCGAGAUGAGUGCCGCAACCCCAGAGUCGGUCACGACUGGACCUAAUGGUCAGGGGUCCCUUUACCUUUACCUUAGUUGUUUAGGGUGCUGGAAGUUGUUAGGAGAAACCCUAUUUCCCUCCCAGGGCUACAAUUCCCAGAAUUCCCUGGGAAGAGGUAGCGACUGUCAAACCACUCUGGGCAGGUUACAGCAUAACAGCCAGCAAAAGUAUAUGGUGAGUGUCUUGUCUUUUUAAGGUUGCAUUUAAAUGAAAUAUUGUUUUGCUUCAUUUUGUUUUGUUUUAAUGUUCUCCCUCGCUCGGUGAUGGUGUGAACAAUGAAGAGAGGUCAAUAAAUAAUUUGAAAUAAAUAACAAUAAUAAAAUUGCAGGAAGCUAAGAGCGAAACAUUAAAAUAGCAAGUAAACAUUAAAACAGUCUUAGUAACAUCACAGAUAGGAACUCCAUUGAUUUGCAGUUGGCCUCCUGGGAUCCAUCCACUGAAAAGGCCCAAACAGAGAGCUAUGUCAACUGCUGGCACUGAAAAGUGCAUAAUGUCAGCGGUAGUACCGUGAGGGAGGAGUGAGAAAUCCAAUCCAAUUUGCAUCUAAAGGCAAACAUUCAUCAUUCAUAUCGUUUCCAAAACAAUACAUCAACCAAAGCACAGCCAUCCUCCCAAAUUUGUGCUUCUCUGAAUUUUGCAAUGUAGUUCUCCAGCGAAGUAAUGUGUGCAAAAAUGGAUGCUCUAGGAUGAAAUGUGCAUAAAAAUGUAUGCAUUAGUGAAAAUAAUAUACAGAAAUGCAUUGCUUUAGAGAAAAUGAUCCCCCCAAAAAUGUCCCCUUUUCAGGGCUUAUGCUGGCUUAAGCACAACUGGGAUGGGUUCAGCCAGCAGGCUGGGAGAGAUACUCUAGCAUAUUUCUGGCUGAACUGAGGACGGGGAAUUAUGCUGGGGUAGCCCAGCUGUGCCCAGAACCUCCCAGCUCAGCAGGAGAUCCUCUGGAUCUCAGCCCUGUGAGGUGGGCUAGGCUGAGAGGUAACAACUGGCCCAAGGUCAUUUGGUGAGCUUCAUGGCCAAGUGAGGAUUUGAGCUCGGAAAUUCCCAGGUCCUGAUCCAACACUCUAAACCACUACACCAUGGGUAGGCAAACUAAGGCCCAGGGAGCAGAUCUGGCCCAAUCACCUUCUAAAUCCAGCCUAUGGACAGUCUGGGAAUCAGCACGUUUUUACAUGAGUAGAAUGUGUCUUUUUAUUUAAAAUGCAUCUCUGGGUUAUUUGUGGGGCACAGGAAUUCGUUCUUUUUUUUCUUUUCCAAAAUAUAGUCAGCCCCCCCCCACAAGGUCUGAGGGACAGUGAACCAGCCCCCUGCUGAAAAAGUUUGCUGACCCCUGCACGACACCAAACUGGCUCUCAUUUGGUUAGUUCUCUACCUGAAAACUGAAAAACAGUGUACCCAAAAAAAGUUGCCCUGAGGAACAUUGCUUUUCAAAAAUUGUGCGUAAUAGGCAAAAUUGUAUGCAGAAUGUCAGGAGAAGCACACACGCAAAUGCAUACACAUUUCUGUGCGGUUGUUUAAAAUAGAAUUUGUGGAAUGUUGUGGAAACAGAGCCUGUUGAACUUAAUAUCUGAAAGAUGAGAAAUGGAAAGAAAGCAGAAUUGACCAUCCAUCGCCAGCUUGACUUGCCCUUUUUAUGUUUUCAUGUAGGGGUGAGGGACAUGAUCUGCCUCCAACUUCUUCAUGGUCCUUAGAACAAAGGGACCUUCCAAGGACAUGCGGGUGCUCCUUACAGGUGUCCUGCAGAAAGCGUGACGUUCAGCAGCAGGGUGACGUUCUGCUUUGGUGACAUCCUCUGUUUCUCACACACGUUACUUUUGCCCCCACAUGAACGUCUGAAAAGGGUUUCCAGCUUGCAACAAAAGAAAAUGUUGCUCACACAAGAUUCCUCUGCUCAUUUGUGACCGUGAACGUUCUGCCCCAGGAAUGCAGAGAUGAACUCACACUCAACGCCGGUGUCAUUUUCCUCUCAGCAAACUGCAUCCUCCAAAUGUGAGAGGUGGGGUGGUGGUGUCUGGUUACCUCAUUAUAAGGCCUCACACACACAUACACUUCGGCUCCUGCAGUAGCCAGUGCCUGUGGAGGGGAAGAGAGAUCUCUGGACUGCCCAUCUCCAGGUGAGGUCAGUGUGUGUGUGUGUGUGUGUGUGUGUGUGUGUGUGUGUAUAGCAGCCAUGUUUGCUAGGUUUGAUGCUUGAUCUGUAUAACUGGGGUGCAGGAAGGGCUGCUGAGAUGGUCUGUGUUCUUAUCCGACUCCUUUGUGAGAAACUAACAAAUGUGAUUGUUGGUGAGGUUUUUCAGUAGCAAGUCUGUGCUUGGAAGACUCAUGCACACAUGUAGAGGAACAUAAGAGGCUGACCAGAUGGCACAUAUCAACCAUCUAGUCUACUCUGACUGGUAUUGGUGCUCCAGGUUCUCUGGUAGAAAAAGCCCUGCUAGCCAAGAUUCCUUCCAGAUACAGAAUGCCAGGGACUGAACCCAGAACCUUUCCCAUGCAAAACAUGUGGUCUUCCACUGAGGAAAUGGCCUCAAGCCCCCGCUCCUUACAAUUCAUAUCUUAAUCUGUUUCUUUCCAAACUAUGUCCCUCUUUUUCCCGAUAAUCUAACUCUUUCCCUCAAAGCUCAUUGGGAAUCAUUUCCCAGUCCUUUGCCCGUGGGACCUGCUAUCAACAGGACAGUCCAACCAAUCAUAAAAGAUUAGAACACUGCUGAACAUGUGCAGAGUGCCUUUUUUCACAGUGCUCCAUAACCACAAAGUCCACGUGCCACUAGGAGUAGGAGGCAGGGCUUCCGGUUCACAGAAAGUGGUUUCUGGGCAAAGCAUGAGCCCCACACAAACCUCUUCUGUGUAAUUAAAUGCAGCCUAAGCAGUUACUGAGUUCGUAAGCUCAGCCUCAAAUACUUUCAGCCACAAACAAUUGAACCUUCUUCCUCAAGCCAACAAGCAACCAGCCCAUUUCAUAGAAGGAUAGCAGAGCGCAUGGAACUGCAUCAGUGGGAAAAGGCAACAUGUUUGCUAAUAUUCUGCUAUUAUUCAGUGGGAGAGAUUUAAGCAGAACUUUCGAUUUGUGCAAUUAAAAAAAGAGUAUGAUUUUUGUGGUUAGAAAAGUGAUGGGAAAUGCACGGAAAAGUAUAGGUUGUCGGAAUGAGUAAUGGUUUGGGAUGGGGGAGAUAUUGGAUUAUAUGUGGAUUAAAGGUGAAGCUACCUGAUUUUCAUUUUCAAAAACAAUACGUGAAUCAAAACGCAGCCACAUCAUGAAAUUCGCCCUCCUCCAAAUUUUGCAAUGCAGUUCUCCAGCCAAGUAACAUAUACGAAAAUGCAAAUACCAGAGUAAAGUGUGCAUUAAAAUGCUUAUAAGUGAAAUUAACAAAGAAAGACACAUUCUGUUAGGGGAAAUCGCUUGCGGAAAAUGUAUAUAAUUAGGCAAAAUUGCAUACAAAUGUGAAUAUUAAGAGAAAUUCACACUAAAAUUCUGGUGAAUUUAUCAUCACACAAAAAUCACAAAAUGCUGUGGUAAUGUGGAUAACAGAAAUUAAGAGUAGAAAAAUGAGAAACUAGGAGAAGUUGAAAUGUAAACACACUACAAGCAGAUCAGGAUGAACGGAGAGUGAGUGCUCAUUGUAGUAUCAUCUCCCUGCAAAUAAAUCAAACCAAAUACUUAAUAAAGACCAGGUAUAAUCAGCAUUAAGCUUCAUGCAAACAAAUCAGGAUGAGUGCUCAGUAAAUAUGUCAUCUGGGGGAGCCCUGGGCAAACAUUUCUCCCAUUCCUGAUUUCAUCACUUACAAGUCUUGAAUUCUGAAAUCCCUCUUUUAGUUUGACACCUUGUUCAGUCGGGGAACGAGUGGAGUUCCCAAUUUGAGCUCCUUGCAGCUUACAGCAGGGUUAGCCAACAUGGUGCCCCCAGGUGUUGUUGACCUACAGCUCCCAGCAUGCCUGACCCUGACUCUGGCCAUGUUGGCUGGAGUGAGGGAAACUGGAGUCUAACAAUAUCUGGACGGCCAUGUUGGAUACCCCUUGGCUCAUAGUAUCCAAAAGGAAAGUAGAGUUUGCUGGCUAGAACCCUGAACAGGAGCACUGUGAUAAGGAGGUGAAGAUACACCGCAACAUUUUGCUGCAGAUCGCCUUUCCCCCUCUUUACUGUUCCAAUUUAUGCAUGUAAUAAUAAUAAUAAUAUUAUAUUAUUUAUACCCCGCCCAUCUGGCUGGGUUUCCCCAGCCAUUCUGGGCGGCUUCCAACAGAAUAUUAAAAUACAGUAACCUAUUAAACAUUAAAAGCUUCUCUAAGCAGGGCUGCCUGUUAUCUAUGGGGUUGAGCUGGAUGUCCUCUAGAUACAUUCUAACCGCUGCAUUUUGGCAGCUCCAGUCCAGUCAGAGGCUUAGGGUCUGGUUCAGUUAUCUUGUGUCUUUUGCACACAGGGAAGCUUGCCAGAGGUGUAGUUUGAUAUGUUUGCCUUUAGAGAUGUAAGCAAACAAAUUAUAAAACAAUUCAUAUACUUUUGCGCAGCAAGCAUAUGGUAAGUUAGAUUUGCUUCCCGGAUGCGGAAAGAAAGAUAUCAUUCAAAACUAUAUCAGGGCUUUUAAAAAGGUGGCAUGACUGUAAAGCGUUUUUUUUCCGGUUUGUUUGUUCUUGAAGCUUUCCAUUAGGUAGAUGAACUUGCUUGGCACAGCAGUGAAUCCUGUGAGGGAAGGUGAGGGAAGGUGGUGGCUUUGGGUUGGCAGGAUACAGGGAUGCCAGCCCAAGCUGGUCAAGGUUAUUUAAAGAUAUAGUAGGAAGGGACUCAAAUGGGACACUGAGAAACAAUGGAAGGAGACUUCCAAAAUAUCUGUGACCUUUCACAACAGCUGCUCAGGACAAACGCUCCCACUGCCAUCACCUCAACUGUGUCAAACAAAGCCCCAGCGGGCACAGGAAGGGCAGGGAAAUUGUGCCCCAGAAUGCCCCUCUGCGCAAGCCCAAACCCUGUAGGUUUAUCACGGGACUGGCCCAGGACAUUUUGCCACCUCAGGGAGAGCAGAAAACAAGACCCAACAGGUCAAGGCAGUGGUAGCUGGUGCCCAUUGGGACUAGUGGGGCAAAAAGGUAAGGAGGCCAACAGCAGGUGGCGUCAGAGCCAAUGAGAGGCAGAGCUGCCAGGUGAGGACUAGCUGAGGGCAGAGUGAAGUUGGUGGGGCAGUGUCCCAAUAGCCAUCAUGAAUCAGUAGCCACUGAGUCAAGUGCUUGGUAUCCAGUGCUGGCCAAGAUGUUUUGGCACACUGGCCACUGUAAGAAGAGGAUGUUGGAUUAGUUGGGCCACUGGCCUGAUACAAUGAGACUCUUCUUAAGUUGCUGUGCCAAACAGGGCUCCUUGUAGAUGGGGCAGAAUAAAAUGCCAUGCUAUAAACCAACCAACCAACCAACCCACUAGAAAAGCAACUUGUUUGCAUUCCAAAUUGAUCACCAACCGAUCUUAAGUAAUCCUCUCAGCACCAUCUCCUGUUGACACUCAUAUUGGGGCCUGCCCUGCCAUGUAGCUGUCUCGGGGGGGGGGGGGGGAAUAUGUGAGGUACUUUUGAAGGGCCACUAAUUUCUAAAUACUUGUGCUUUUGUAUUUUUAAAUGUUGUAUUUUUGUUUUGUUGGUCAUAUAAAAUUAAUUCAACACACACACACGAUUCAAAGCACCAUGUGGAUUUUUCUCCCUCAGGUGCCAAAAUGUCUUGGGUUCAGGUUGUCUGUCACCCACCUGCCCCCGUCAGAAGUAGUAAAUAGCUUUUCCAACCUUACACGUGUUUGCUCUCACAACAAUCCUGUGAAAUAUGUCACUGUUGACAUACAUUUUACAAGUAAGGGAACUUGAGGUUGAGAGGUGGUGACUUGAGCCAAUUUGCACAAAGGAGCUCGUGGUGUGGCCUGUAAACAUGAAGUAGUUUAAUUGCCAUGCCUUCUGUGAAAAGAAACCCGAGAACUGACACUUUGGGAAGGCAUGGGGCAUACAUACCUGGUUUAAGAGUGAUCCAAGGCUAUAUUGCCUUCCCCAACAUCCCCAACUUCCAGCAGCUGCAGCCAGCAUGGCCAGGGAUGAUGGGAGUUGUAGUCCAACAAGAACACUGCACAGAAUCACAGAUGAGGGUGUUUCAAAGUUCAUCGGGUCUCACCGUCUGCCGGUUUUACAGCAUCAAAUACUGGAAUGUUACAGGGAGGUUGUAAUGCUCUGCUGGGUAAUUGGCACAUUCAUUUUGUGUUGCAAAAACCAGGGAGACAGGCAAGGCACUACUGAUCUUAAACAUACAGCAGGGGAAUUAGCAUCCACUACACAAACCCAACAAGAAGAGGAUCCUCUUUUUACAAGGUGUUUCCUGUUUCACUUGCUGGUUUCCCAUGACAGUCGUAGGGGAAUCCAAAGUCUAGAAGCCUCAUUACCAGUCAACCGAAGGAUGGCAGUCUUCACCAACCAUUAUACGUUUGGAACUAGGCCAAGGAUGGGGAGCUGCUGGCCUUCCAGAUAUUGUUGUCCUCCAGUGCCCAUCAGCCUCUGCUAGCAUGGCCAGUGGCCUGGGAUAAGGGGAAGAGCAGUUCAGCAGCAUCUGUAGGACCACAAAAUCCCCCCACCCCUGAACUACGUAGUUGCUUGAGCUUCAGACACCUCACGCCAGCCUGGUUUUGAAUAUGUCAGUAAUAUCAAAGGCAACACGAUGACCAAGUACAACAAUGUGAUAUCAAUAUACACUCUUUAUAUAAUCUAUACGGAACAUUGAACAAUAUGAAAUAUGCACUCUCUGCAAAUCAUAUGCAUAUUUCAUAUUGUUCAAUGUUCCGUAUAGAUUAUAUAAAGAGUGUAUAUUGAUAUCGCAUUGUUGUACUUGGUCAUCAUGUUGCCUUUGAUAUUACUGAUAAUUGUUUGCAACAUGGGUUUAAUUGUUUGGUUUUGAAUAUGUGGCGCAAAAGUCCCUUAUCGCACCAACGGGUUUACUUUGGAGUGAAGCCAUUGGGGUUAAACAAUUACGUACCUUUAGGCAUGGAUGUGUGCGGUGAUAUCUUUGCAUCAGAUCACUUCCUGCUGGUACAAUGUUUCAGCAUUGGCUAGAAAACGAGAUUAUAGCACUGUACUCACAUCAAUGCUUGUGGUGGCUUUGCAGCUGGAAAGGCGGUAACUAAUCUUUGGGAAAGAGGGAGGAGGAUAUCACAUCAGGGCCUCACGCCUCCUUCCCAAAACCCAGCACCUUGCUCUAAGACGGUGCCCCCUCAGCUCAGAACCCACUUGCACAGCCCUAAAUCUACCCCCACCAGGAUCCCUGAUGGGAGCCACUGCUUCCUAUAAGGGGAAUACCUUCUGUUCCCUUCCACACUGAGCCGUGCAAUGGCAAUGGUUAUAAAUAGAUAGUGAUGGAAGGCUUGGAACUAUUCUCGCCCCUAACCUUGCCCCCACAUACCCCGCCUGCUCCAGCCUUUGAUCACAAUCCUUCUUUGUCUGUCCACUGCCCCUGCCUGCAGUUCGUACCAUAAAAGGGAAAGGGAUUCCAGAUGGAAUUAGGAUGGGCUCUCAGGAGAACUGCCGGGGAAGGGGCUGGGAUGAAUGGUGAUGACCUUUGCUCUGUGCCAUCAUCUCCUAUUUAAUUUUUGCCCUGAUUGGGUACCCCUGAAGACAAGCCAGUGUGUUGAGAAGGGGGACGGAACCUCCAGCUGACCCAGUCAAAGAUAGCCAUAUUUAGCUCUUUAUUCACAAGUCCCCCUGCUGUUAUUGCUGAAGCGUUUCUGAAAUUUACCAUAACUCCACAAUGCAUCCCCCGCCCUGGCCAAACCUUGAGAGUCUUUCUUCUCUUCCAGGUGAAACUCAAUAACCGCCACCAUGUCUGAUGAGGAAGCUGAGUACGAGGAGUAAGUAAUAUCCAGACUGUGGUUGUUGUUGUUGUUUAGUCGUUUAGUCGUGUCCGACUCUUCGUGACCCCAUGGACCAGAGCACGCCAGGCACUCCUGUCUUCCACUGCCUCCCGCAGUUUGGUCAAACUCAUGCUGGUAGCUUCGAGAACACUGUCCAACCAUCUCAUCCUCUGUCGUCCCCUUCUCCUUGCGCCCUCCAUCUUUCCCAACAUCAGGGUCUUUUCCAGGGAGUCUUCUCUUCUCAUGAGGUGGCCAAAGUACUGUGGUUACCCAUGUGUAAUUAAGAAUGCACACAAGUUGGGGUUAGGGGUGGGUAAGAAUUUCAUUUGGACUUCCUUGUUAAUUCAUCGAUGGUUUGGAAACUUCAGCUAGUGCAGAAUUCAGCAGCCAAGUUGCUCACCGGAGGAAGACUGGUCUGACUGCACUGGCUACCAAUUAGUUUCCAGACCCAAUUCAAAGAGUUGAUUUUGAUUUAUAAAGCCUUUAAUGGCCCAGGACCGCAAUACCUCAAGGACCGCCUCUUUUCAUAUGAACCUACCCGGACCCUGAGAUCAUCUUCUGAGGCCCUCUUUCAUGUGCCCAAGAGGUCUGGAGGGUGGCAACACGAGAAGGGGCCUUCUCUGCAGUGGCUCCCUGUUUGUGGAAUGCUCUCCCCAGGGAAGUUCACCUGGCGCCUUUCAUUAUACACCUUUAGGCACCAGGCAAAAACGUUCCUUUUUAACCAGGCCUUUGGCUGAUUUGAUUGACAUCUUAUGCCCUUUUAAAAUGUGGGGUUUUUUGGGGGGGGGGUUACUGGUUUGCUGUUGUUUUUGUUUUGAUUAUAUAUUUUGUGGUUUUAUAUUUUGAUUUUGUUCUGUGAACCACCCUGAGACCUCCAGGUAUAGGGCAGUAUAUAAAUUCAAUACAUAAUAAUAAUAAUAAUAAUAAUAAUAAUAAUAAUAAUAAUUGUUAAGAGAAACAAGAUGAUUUGUACAUCCUGGACUAAUACACAGAUUGGAACAGAAUUAUCCUUCAGAUUUUUCAGUUCUCCAAGUUCUGUGAUAUAGUUCUUGGCUCAAAUAAAGUACCAAAAUGUGUAUUUUAGACUUUACCCCCCCCCCAAGUGUAUUUUAGGAUUAAAAUCAGAUCAGAGAUCACACUAAGCCACACCAUGUCUUAGUUUGAACAACCAAACCUGUGAGUUCCUGGAGCAAUUAUCACAGCUGCUUUGCUCCUCCUGCAGUCCUGCUAUUGCUGUACUUCCCAGGGCUAUGCCAUGUCUGAAUCCAGGCUGAAUGACAGGCAAAGAAACCAAUUCUAGUUUUGCCCCAUCUCCCUCCCUGCUGAGUUCUUCAAGGCAGCACUGAAACAGAGGAGGAGGAGGAGGAGGACGAGGUUGACAGCAGUGCCACUCCCUGGACUGAUUGUAGGUAGGAAAGCAAGCAAGCAGAAGCUGGGUGAGGUCAGGCCGGGGUUGGUGGGUCCGUGCCCCAUUUGCCCUAAAGAUCUAUUAAGAAAUUCUUCAUGAGUAAGAGAAGAAGCUUCACAUGCAAUUACAAGGUGAAGUGGACACACAUUUUCAAACUGUGUCAGAAGACUUCAGCAGAGAUCUUGAUCACACCUCACAACAUCCAGCUUGACUUCAGGGGCGGACGAGAGGAUGUCCACAUUUAACAGACCAAAAGUGCUGCACAAAGGAGCUCGUGGUGUGGCCUGUAAACAUGAAGUAGUUUAAUUGCCAUGCCUUCUGUGAAAAGAAACCCGAGAACUGAGACUUUGGGAAGGCAUGGGGCAUGCAUACCUAAGAUACCCACAUGGACCAGCUAUUCCUUGGCACAUAAAAACACACAAAAAAAAAUUUGUCUCAUUGGAUGAUGCCAAGGCCAGUCUAAUCCAGAGUUCUGCUUUCAAUGGCUGCCUGCUAAGUGCCUCUGGGCACUCCCAAGCACCACACAUAGGGGUUGGCAUUUCCCAUUUGUGCCCAGCUGGGCUGCCCAUGGAGUGAAAGUCCUGCGUUGAUACCCAAAUCACUAGGGAUGGGGGAGAAAUCUGAUUCAGCUCUCAUUUAAAAGCGAACCUGGUGAAUUCACACUUUCCAAAACAAGGUAGGUAAAGGUAAAGGACCCCUGGACAGUUAAGUCCAGUCAAAGGCGACUAUGGGGUUGUGGUGCUCUGCUCAUCUCACUUUCAGGCCGAGGGAGCCGGUGUUUGUCCACAGACAGUUUUCCAGGUCAUGUGGCCAGCAUGACUAAGCCGCUUCUGGCACAACGGGACACGGUUGGAUGUCUGAAUAACAUCCAAAAGUACAUUUCAAAAUUGUUUCAAGACUAUUUAACUGUAUGGUGUUGAGAUGUGCCCACAGUUCAACAUCAAGGACGCAUUAAUACAUGUCUCCAUUGCUUUCUCUCCUUCUCUUUCCCUGACACCCCGUUUCCCACUCACCAGGGAGCAGCAGGAAGGUAAGAGAUUCCUAAGUCAUCCAUUAAUACUCGUGAUCAGUUGUGAUCUUUUCCACAAUCUUUUCUGGCUGUGGAUGUUUUGCUUUUGUGUUUUUUAAAAAGGCACUACAUAUUUUUUAUAUACUGGCAUCUGCUUAUCAACAGAUUUGUUUGUCUUUCCUGAUGGCAUUCCUAGGGUGCAUCCAGGCAGGCAGCUCUUAAUGCUCUCCAUUCAUUGUUCUUCCCUUGUAAGCCACACCUGGCCUUCCACAGCUAUGUGGGUGGGGACGGGGAGGGUAUAAUUCAUCUGGGUAGCAUCUCUCCCCCCCCCUUUUCCCUAUUCAUUCUUUUUUUAAAAAAAUAAACAAAUGACAAAGUUUUAUCUCAGCUCCUCCAGGUUCCUCUCUGCCUGCCUCUGCCAUGACCAGCAACCAAAAUUGAAACCCACACCAGCUGAGGUGCAAUGUCAUCUAAGCUUCCCACAAAAAAAAAAAUCAGAAUGAAUGAAACAGUCAACUUCAUCUAAUCUCCCUCCAAACAAAUUAUGAUGAAUGCUGGGUAAACAGGUUGUCUGGAAGUGCCCUUAGACUGAUAUUUUUUCUUGCAGAGCAAGAAGUGAAACCCUCAUUCUUUCCAGUCCUGAACUCUCGUGUGUGUGUGUGUGUGUGUGUGUGUGUGUGUUUACUUGUUUGUAAGACCUUUUUCCUCCAGCAGAAUGUCUUACAGGGCAGGCCAUUCUCCCACUCAGAGCUUGUUCCCAAAGCAUUCCCCUAACUUGCGGUAAUCAGCAACCAAUAUCCCAUAUCUGUUGACACCACCCUUGCCGAACUGAUAACCUCCCUCUGUCUCAUUCUCUUUUUCUUUGGUAUCUCUCUCUCUCUCUCUCUCUCUCUCUCCCCCUCUCUCUUUCUCUCUCUCUUUUUCUUGAAGAAGAGGAACAAGCUGAAGAAGAAGGUGAGGUGAUACCACACGUCUAUUCCCUCCCUACUCUUCCUGCUGAGCAUCCUUUGUUUUGUUUUGUUUUGUUUCAGGCCUAAGGCACUCUCACAGAGUUACUUAGUGGAGAACCAAGAAUGCUCCUGACUCCCACGGUGGCUCCAAAUCUUAGUGACUAAGAUUCAGAAAAGUUGGGGUCAGGGCUCCAUUUCUCUGGGAGGAGAAUGGGGUUGUUUCAAUUGGGAAAGGGGGCCUGUGUAAACACAGGAUGUCCAGUUUCUCUCCCCCCCAUGCCUGAAAGGUUUGCCUGCUGUUAUUCACAAUUUUUCUCCCUUCUGGUUUUCAGCCUGGGAUGACUCAGCCUCCCUUUGUUGUUAUGAAAUUCACAGGCCACUUUUUUGAGCGUCACAUGUUGUCAGGAUGCUGUCAGCAGCUCCCGGCUGGUUGCCCAGGAAAGUAUAAAGACAAGGAAAGUUUAUUACAGCCCUUUUUUAUUUCAAGCUUUACAGAGAGAGGCUAUAGAACUCAGCCUCUUGGAUAAUGGCAUAGUCACGAUUGAAUCUACACCCUCCCUUCUCUCCCACUUCCUUAUUUGUCACCAUCAUCACCUCCUCUAUGGGUGCCGCUAAGUGCCCUCUGUCUUUGAGCUCUUUGCUCUCCUACUUUUAAGGCUCGCCGGGUUCUGGGAGGUGGUGGGUCUGGAAUGCUUUCUAGUGACAAUGUGUCAGCCAGCUCCUCCUCCUCUGCCAUUAUUUCCCAACUUUUCUCCUCAUCUGCCUCUGAGCUGUGACCUCCCACAAACCCCUGUUGUAAAUCUAGACUGUCUUCCUCUUCCUCCUUCUACCUGGAAGAGUUAGGAUGGGAAGGCAGUCUCCACCAUUCUUCCUCCUCUUCCCAGUCCCUGACAUAUGUGCAAUAACUCUGUCUCAUAACUGGAUCCAAUGCUGUUUUCUUUUUCUUUUUUCACAAUCUGCAUUCCACCUCCUAGAUGCUUGAAGCCGGUCCCUUUAUUUAUGCUCAUAACCUCUUUCUUUCCUUUUCAACCCGUUUGCUUAACCAGGCGACAAUGCUUGAUGGCGGCGGCUACUUUUGCCUUCCAGUUAUAACCAAGCGUUAUUUUUCCCCUUCAAAUUUUUGUCCUCUGGUACCAAUCCCUGUGCAUCUGGAAACAGUUCUGAGGAUCGUGUAUUAUUCUAAAUGGAAGCUGAGCCAUGAAGUGUAAAUGGUUCUUUUCAAUAUUUUUGUGCCUCUUGGGAAAUGGUUCCUAUUCUUCUUCUUGCCAUUUUUUGUUAGUAGAAGGCAUCCAUUGUGGGGAAGAAGCAGAGAAAGAAUGAUGGCAUCACAGUACCAAUCAGGGAUCACAUAAAGUACAAAAUGUGAAGGUGGCACCGUGUAGCCAUUCAGAUUUUGCUACAUGGGGACAUCGCUAAGGCCAAACAAACAGUAUUACUCUCAAUUUGAAUGGAGAGAAGUGGCCUACAUAUCAUAGCUGUCAACUUUUCCCUUUUCUUGUGAGGAAUCCUAUUCGGAAUAAGGGAAUUUCCCUUAAAAAAUGGGAAACGUUGACAGCUAUGCUACAUAUCUCCGCUUUCCCCCUUGGCGAAUGUCUUUUUUAUUUUAAUGACAUUUCCCUCUCAUUUUUAUCCACAACCUGUAGAUCAGGGGUUGGGAACCUUUGGCCUGCCAGAAAUUGAUGGACUUCAAAGCCUAUCAGCCAUAGUCAGCAUGGCCAAGGAUGAUGGGAAUUGGAGUCCAACAAUGUCUGGAAGACUAGAGCUUCCUCACCUCUGCUGUAGAUGGAUUGAUCUGCCUUUUCAUUUCUCUCAUUAAUUGGGUCUCUACCCUACAACUUCCCUCUCUCUCCUUGCUCCACCUCAUCCUUGCUCCAUCUGUGUUCCCCGUCCUCUUGACCCCUGUGAUAUAUGUUGUUUGCAGUGGCUGACGAACCUGAGCAGGCUGCUGAACAAGGUAUCUUUCUUCUUCACUCCAUGCUUCCUUUUUGGGGUGGGGGUGGGGACACGUAACCAGGAGGGGGCAAGUCAAAACGUUACUUCCCCUCCUCUCCAGCAAAAUCUGGCAUGUCACAGCCUGGUGAUGGGCAGAGCUAGGCCGCACAACCUCAGGCAAAUGGCUGGAAAGAGAGCAUAAACACAUGGUCUCUGAUGCCCUGCUCUACACAUGAUGAGGUGAUAGAACAGGCUAUAUCUUAGAGACUAGGAAACCUGUGACUCUCCUGAUGAUGUUGGAGUACAACCCCCAUCAUCCCUGGCUAUUGACUGUGCUGGCUGGGGCUGAUGGAUGUUGCAGUCCAACAACAUAGAUUCCUCAUUCCUGAUUUGGGUGAAGGGUUGCUUUUGAGUGCUCCCCUACAGAAACACUUAUCUGCCAUUAUGCAGCUAAGACACCAGGCCUGAAGAGGUCCAGUUGCACUAGCUGUUAGUUAGUUAGUUAGUUAGUUAGUUAGUUAGGUAGUUAUUUAGCUAGGUAGGUAGUUAGUUAGUCAGUCAGUGAGUCAGUCUGUCUGACUGUCUUACUUGUAAAGAGUUGUUAAUGUAGGGGAGCAUUCAUAAAUGAGAACUGCUCUCUGCCAUAUGACACCCACAGAGGCAGCUAUGGUUUUUUUUUACCCAAGAAUAUCCGAGGACAUUAUUCUUAUGGGUGUUCUGGUCCAGGAAACACUGUCAGGAGAACGUGGGGAGCUCUGGUGCUUUUACAAGUUGCCACAAGGUUUUACAAAAGAGAAUGGAAAAGACCUUGGCCGCUAUGUCUAAAUUAAGGCUAGCCAACCUUCUGCCCUCAGUCUUUGAGGGGGUUUUCUUUUUGCCCUUCUCACAUGAAAUACUAGGCCAAAAGCUCUGCCUCAUUCUGAUGCAUAGUAGGCUUGGCUUGAGUGUGGUACCGAGUGCACCACCUUUCUGAGUUAAAUUUAACGGCUUACUUUAUUUACAUACGCACACACCUCCGGCAGCUCCCGUGAGGUAUUUCUGACUUCCAAGAAGUUAUCUUCCCAGCCAUCCACACCCCUCAAAGCAGGAGGAUGUGCACAGGUUCCUAACAGAAUAUGCCUUGUUGAUAUAUUUUGUGGAGAUAUAUCUACAGGCCUCUGGUGUUGUCCGUGUGCCACACAUGUUCUGGAUACAUGCAUGUCAUGUGUUUUCUCUAUGUAUCUGUGUUGAGAACAUGUGCACCCCCAUCAUGUCUAUAAGGGAAGCAACAUAUCUAAGCCCAGAUGUGGGUAAAAGAUAUUUUCCAGUACCUAUGGACAUGCCUGUGACCAUGAUCAUGAAAACCGUCUUCUGUCUGGUGUCUGUCUGGACUCACCUGCCAACAGCCCUGAAAUUUCGGUUGGAUUCCUCUAGGCCGACCCUGGAAUAUUUACCUGCUGUACAGCCAAGCGUUCUGCUUUCAGCUAGGGUUGAGCCAAAAUUUCUCAAAAGAAAAAGUUUGUGGCAGUUGACUUUCUUUUUUUAGCUCCUCCUGAACCACUGGAGAACAUCAUGAGUAAAUGAAAGGAUUCAUAAAUGAAUAGAUAGAUAAAUAAAUAAAUAAAUAAAUAAAUAAACAUCCCCUGAAUGAGAAUACUCCCCAAUUUUGGGUUCUGUGAAAAAUUUCACCAUUCCUGAAUUUUGGGUGCAACUUUGGAUCUAGUUUAGGGUUGCAUAUUUCAAAAAGUGAAAAUCCAGACACAAAAGUUGUUGAGAAUUAUUAUUAUUAUUAUUAUUAUUAUUAGCCAGAUGUGUAUGCCAACAUGGGUUGCAUAUAUGUCCGGAUUUUCCUGAUUCCGACUGCAGUAUUCUGGGUAUGUCCACAUGUACGGCAACCCUAAUCUAGUUGUAUUAUGGUUUGAUAUCAUUUUAAUGUCUUUGAAGAAAACAAUGGACCACUCUCUUAGCCCCUUGCUCCCUCCACCCAACCAACCAUAUGAACUAACAGCAGAGUUUCAUUCAAAAUUAAAUGAGAUGGACAUGUCUCAGAAGAGAGUUUUCUGAGAACUGUUGGAGAAUUUCACCUUACUCCUCCCUCCCAAAAAAACCCCCCACAACCAUUGACCCCACCUCCAUUUCACCCCCACCAAACAUCAUGAAUCAUUUGAGGAGGCUGUUUUAGACCAGUCUCUUGCUGGGUGGGGCUGAUGAGAGUCCUAGUGCAAAAUGUUGGGAGGGCACCAAGAUGGGGAAGGUUGACAUGAGCCUCUGUGGACUAUAGUCCACCAGCUACAUCAAGUGUCAUCCUCAGAGUUGCAGAUGGAUCGAUAGGCAGAGAGACCCAGUAACCCCACUGCCAUGCAUCAACUCUUUCGUCACGACACAAUUUCGGUAUUACAUUCUUCAUUUCCUCCAGUUCAACAAUCUAUACCUUUCAAAUUGACCUGCAGUCAGAUACCGGUAUACCGUAUUUUUCCGUGUAUAACACGCCCCCAUGUUUUUUUGGGGGGGGACUCCAAAUUAAGAAAAUGGGGGGAGAUUGUCCAGACUUCUUGAGCUUUUUUCAGGGGGUGGCCCAGAGUUGUUCAGCUUUUUUUAGGGGGGAUCGGCAAAAAUCGCUCACCCGCCUGACCUACGCUGCCACUCGCACGCAUUGCAAAAUCCACCUAUCGUCUGUCCCCUCGCCGGCAGAAGCCGCCAAUCACCCGCCCAAUUGCCGCAGCGACAGCCAAUCAACACCAGCCCUUGCCGCGGCCACCAAUAACAUGCCCAUUAGCCACUGACAAUCUCCGGCUCGCGGCAGCAACCAAUCCCACGUCCCCCCCCAUGCACUAUCCGUGUUUAAGACAGCCCCUGAUUUUUUACACAAUUUUUAAAUUAAAAAUAAACCUUGUCUUAUACAUGGAAAAGUACAGUAUAUCUCUGUGAGAACGCAACGGUUUGUGCUUCACCAAUGGUAGCUGAAACCCCACUUCCGCAGCUAGCUCCGGAGGGCAGCAAAGACAGCCAUUUGCUAAUCCUGGCCAAGAGCCCACCAGCCCUGCAGGGGAGCUGUUCUCACUUUGCAGAGGGGGAAUGCAGGACAGCUGGAGGCAGAACGAGAGAAUUCUCAAUGCGGGCAUCUAAUUCUUGGAAGCUAGGAGGGUCCCAGAGACAGUGCCUUGCUGACAGCCACAGGGAUGUAAGAAGCUCCCUUAUACCAAGUCAGCCUAUUGGUCUCUCUAGCUCUGUACUGUGUACACUUGUUGACAGGCAGCAUCUCUGCAGGGUCUCAUGCAGAAGCCUUUCUCAGCUCUACCUACGGACACCAGCUCCCCAACCCUCCUCCUGCCCUCCAGAGUUUUUGGAGCUGGCUGUCUUUGUAACAGCCUGUUGACGAUUUGUUCUGCAUCUAUUAAUGACCAUUCUUUGCCUUCUGUUUCUCGCAGAGGAAGAACGCCCCAGGCCCAGGUAAGCAACAGGUAUAAGGUGCUUCUUCCACAGAAGUUCAUUGACCACAGGAGCAUUGGAUGCUGACGUUCUCACUAGAGGGUGGAAGGAGCGGUGUGUACACAAAGGCAGAGUUGCUGCCAUUCCCUCCCUCCCCCCCUCCCCCCUCAGAGUCUCCUGCGUCUUUGUAAGUGGCCUGACAGGCUGAAAGUCAAGAGGGUUUUCUGCCCAGGGUGGUAUCAUCACAGUGAGGGAAGGCAGUAAUUAUUGAAUCACUGCCUAGAAUGUCUAGUUUUUAAAAGGCCCUGAAACCUUUUGAGUGUUUCCCACCACCACCACCACCCCCUAUAAUUAUUAAAUUUUCUGUUUUACAUUUUAGAAUAUUCAUUUAAACAACCCAAUGACAUCCCUUCUUCUCUUUCCAUGGUUCAUUUUGCUUAACAUAAAUCCCUGCACAUUUUAUAUAAACUAAACCAUUCAGUACUCCAUUAUUACAUCCAUCAAAUCUUAUUUCCACUGCUGAAUUUAUCUUAAUGCCGCCCACGUUUUCAAAUGUACACAAUUUCCCCCCAUAUAUUCAAUAAACAUUUUCCAAUCUUCUUUAAACAUAUAUUCCUCUUGUUCUCUUAUUCUAUAUGUUAGGUCCACAAGCUGUGCAUAUUCCAUCAGUUUAAGUUGCCAUUCUUCUUUAGCUGGGACCUUGCUCGUUUUCCAUUUUUGGACUAAUGAAAAACACAAACUGCAGUAGUGGCAUACAUAAAUAUCCUUUUUUGACACCUGGGAAUUUCUACAAAACCUUCUGAGUGUUGAUGGGCUUUGAUUUUUAUUUUUAAACUGUUGAUUCUGUGGAGGCCUGAUUAGAUUAGCUGAUUAAUCUCAUAGUGAUCGUGUUAUGUAGUUGGGAGGAGACGGUUUUUACAAAAAAUAAAUAUGCUAUGACUUUUUGUGUGAUCACUAGAGCAGCUUGUUGUGACUGCACUGAUGUUUUUUACAAUUAAAUUCUAAAUUUUAUGUGCAGUUGUUUGUCUAUUUGAUAUGCAUUUCUUUUUUACUGUACGGUGCAAAGAGUGAGUUAAGGUGAUGAAUAAGUUCAGUAAAUAUUGAUCCUUCUAUAAGAAGAAAAAAAAAGGACAACCCAACACAAAAUUGGCACUUGAAGAUUCCGCUUUUUGAUACACAAGUUUAAAAAUUCUCUCUCCCCCUCCCCCAAAACAAAACACACUCACAGCAAUUCAUUUUAGCUCUGACAUGUCUAAUUCAAGGGAAGUGGUAGCAGAGAUUUGUUUUAAUUUUUGGCAGUGUUUUUUUGGGGGGUGGGGAGAAGGUCAGUAGCAUUUUCAUAUAUUAACUAUAUUUUUAUUUCCUUGUCUGUAUUUGCACACAAAGGCCGGUGGUUCCACAGUUGGCUCCUCCAAAAAUCCCUGAGGGGGAGAGAGUAGAUUUCGAUGUGAGUAUUCUGUUUUAUUAAACUGUCCUAAUCCCCGCUUUUUUUUUUCUUUUUUGCAUCACUUCCCAGACAGCCCCAAGCCUUUCAAACAAACAGCCUCUGCCAAUAGACCAGACAUUUAGCCAACUAGCACAGAUGCCAUCCUCAGUCAACCUUAGUAAUUAAAUUGGUUCUCAGAAGACAAAUUGGGGACCUGGUUCCUGGGGUUGCCUGAUGCUCUGCUAGCAACUAUACACACAUGGUGGCAACAGCAGCUACAUCUACAGACACUAGCUGGUGAUAAUACAGAUCUUUUUUUCCCCAUGGGUGAAAAACAAGGUGGUUCUUAAGUGGAAAAAUAGCUGGAAAUGAAAAUGUAACCAUUAAACAGUCCUUUCUUCCAUUUAUAUUUGCUUUUAAUUUCUAAAGACAAUGCCCGCAGUGUGUAUAACAUGUACUUUGGCCUUAACUUAUUAGAGAUAGUGGGCAAGCACGCACUAGGAGACUUGUGGUCUGUCUCUGUGCAAGACCAAAUGUCCUCCUGUACUGUUAGAAGUCCUGCAGCAACAAGUGGAAUUUUCUUCGGCCAUAUACAGUGGUACCUCGGGUUAAGUACUUAAUUCGUUCCGGAGGUCCGUACUUAACCUGAAACUGUUCUUAACCUGAAGCACUACUUUAGCUAAUGGGGCCUCCUGCUGCCACCGCGCCGCCGGAGCCCGAUUUCUGUUCUCAUCCUGAAGCAAAGUUCUUAACCUGAAGCACUAUUUCUGGGUUAGCAGAGUCUGUAACCUGAAGCGUAUGUAACCUGAGGUACCACUGUAAUACCUUUCAAGGGUCCGCCCUAGGCCAGCCCACAGAGACAGGCACAGGACUAUCUGGUUGACUUUCAUCUCCUUCAAGCUAACCUCUCCCUCUGCCUGAUGGACAGGACAUCCACCGCAAGCGUAUGGAGAAGGACCUCUUGGAGCUGCAGACCCUCAUUGACGUGCACUUUGAGCAGAGGAAGAAAGAAGAGGAGGAGCUCGUUGGUCUCAUGUCAAGGAUUGUGAGUUCUUCUUUUUUUUGUAUAUAAUUUUAAUUAGUUUUCUUUUCUAACAACAAAUAUCAAAACCAUUUCCAAACAUACAUUCUUCCCCUUCCCGUUGACUUCCUUCAGUUUCCCCUCUGGUUUGUUACAUUAAACGAUACAAUCUGCUAUUCCUUAUCUGUCAAAAUGUUAUUAAAGGAUUGUGAGUUCUGGGCAGCAAAGGAUUGUGUGUAGCUGGGAACAGAGGGGCGUCUGGUCAGUGUGGACACACACACACACCCCUGUGUAUUGUGUGUAGACUGGCCCCCAUUCAUUUCACAAGGCUGUCCACACCUGAAUAAAUCCCCCACCAGUUUCAUCUCUAGUCUUCCCCAAUCUGAUACCCUCCAUAUGUUUUUGGACCACAUCUCCCAUUAUCCCUGACUGUUGGCCAUGCUGUUGCGACUGAUGGACGUUGGGAGUCCCAGAACAUCUGGAGGGCCACAGGUGUCCCCAUCCCUGCAUUGAGUGGCUCAUUUGAAAUUGGUCAGUGGUCCAACAGUUUACCUGCUCACACCACCUACUUCUAAGGGCGUCGUGGCAAUCACAUACAGUGGACGCUCGGGUUGCAAAUGUGAUCCAUGCGGGAAGCACGUUCGCAACCUGCAGCGUCCGCAACCCGCAGUGCUGCGUCUUCUGUGCAUGCGCAAAGCACAAUUUAGCACUUCUGCGCAUGCACAAGCGCCGAAACCCAGAGGUAACCUGUUCCAGUACUUCUGGAUUCGGCGCAGUGCGCGACCUGAAAUCACGCAACCCAAAGCGACUGUAACCCAAGGAAUGACUGUAGUGGUUUUUCCUUUGUUUAAUUAUAGGCGUGGGAGGCAAUAUCCACUGUCAUUCAUUUAAGGCACUCUUCCACCCCUUUGACAGUCAUGGCUUCCCCCACUUGAAUCCUGGACCCUGUUGUUUGUUUAAGGAUGCUGGGAACUGUAGCUCUAUGAAGGGUAAAUAAAUUUUCCCAGGAUUCUUUGGGGAAGACAUGACUGUUAAGUGGCACAGAUGGGCUUUGAAUGUAUAGCUUGGAUGUGACUUGGGAAUGUAGCCCAUGAGAGCUUUAAUUCUCUCUCUCUCUCUCUCUCUCUCUCUCUCACACACACACACACACACACACACCCCUGAAAUGAAACCAGCACCACCCAUCUUGCACUUAGGAAAAACAAUUCCACCGGUGUUCUUUAACCCUUUCUCUGUGUUACUUUUCUGAUACCUGUGCCACCACCCACUGCUAUUUGUUCCAUUGGAGAAAACAUAUCGGUACAGAUAGCUGCUUUUUUUCAGAAAUUUAAAAAGGCUGGCGGUUCAGGGAUCUUCAUUGCUAUGCCCAGUUUGGCCCUAAAAGACAAAUACUGGGUUGGCAAGGGGUAUGGGGGGGGGUGAUAAGAAAUGCUGGCGGCUAAGAAGCUGCCCAGAGGGAAAAGAAUUUUUUUAAGGUUACACAGAAAGGCAAAUUUUUAUACGAGAGAGAGAGAGAGAGAGAGAGAGAGAGAGAGAGAGAGAGAGACGCAACCUGUUCUUCAAGAUUACAUCAAAUGGUCUGAUCUGUUGAUUCACCCAGCAGUGGUGUAGAUAAGGAUCUGAGAGGUAUUUUUAAGAGACAUUUCAAAAUGUGGGUAAAAUGUAUUCGUCCAGUUCCAGAGACAUAUGGGAAAUGGCCUUUCGAAAUAUAAAUUGGCACACUUUCCCCAGCAAUAUUUGAAUCUUGUAGCUGCAUCCUGUGUUGCAAAUCAUGUAGCGAGCUGGAUGUUGAGCGAAAUAACCUCCAAGGUUCCCUUGCAAGCCUAUUAUUUCAAUGUUUCAACGUUUCCGAGCACAAUUCAAAGUGUUGGUGCUAACCUUUAAAGCCCUAAACGGCCUCGGUCCUGUAUACCUGAAGGAGCAUCUCCACCCCCAUCGUUCUUCCCGGACACUGAGGUCCAGCUCCGAGGGCUUUCUGGCGGUUCCCUCACUGCAAGACAUGAAGCACAGGGAACCAGGCAGAGGGCCUUCUCGGUAGUCGCACCCACCGGGUGGAACACCCUCCCAUCAGGUGUCAAGGAAAUAAGUAACUACCGUACUUUUAAAAGACAUCUGAAGGCAGUCCUGUUUAGGGAAGUUUUUAAUGUUUAAUGCUGUACUAUAUUGUGUUUUUAAUAUUCAGUUGGGAGCCGCCCAGAGUGGCUGGGGAAACCCAGCCAGAUGGGUGGGGCAGAAAUAAUAAAUUGUUGUUGUUGUUGUUGUUGUUAACCAAACCCAUUGGGUUGGCUUAGACGAGCCAUUCUGGCUGCCAAAAAGCAGGAAAUACAAAACCAUACAUAGAGGGCCAGACUGCCAGGGACUGUACAGAGAAGGAUUGGUGGAGACCGCCUCCCCCCCCCCAACCUUCCAGAGAAGAGGAAGACAGUAUAGAUUUAUAACAGUGGUUUGAGGAAGGUCACGGCUCAGAGGCAGAUGAAGAGCAGAGUUGGGCAAUAAUGGAAGAGGAGGAGGAGGAGCGGGAAGCAGAGCUGGAGCAGCUGGCUGACACAUUAUCACUAGAAAGCAUUCCAGACCCCCCUUCUCCCAGAACCUGGCGAGCAUUGAAAGUAGAAGAGCAAAGGGCUCAGAGACAAAUGGCCCUAAGCAGCCACCGUAAGGUGGGUGGUGCUGUUGACGAUUGAGGAGAGAAGGGGAGUAGAGUUUACUAAGCAUUUCUAAGCCUCUCUCUGUGAUUUUUGAAUAAAAGACUUUGGUAAGAACUCUCCCUGUUGGUCUAUUCCUGGUAGCCUACUGUGGGGGUGGGAUCAGAUUCCCUGAAGCCUGACACAGAUGCAGCCAAGAAAGUCACAGCAUGGAAGAAUCAAGGUCUGGGUCUAAAGGAUGGGUGGGGGAGCCUGUGGCCCCCCAAAUGCUCUUGGAGUCUUCCAGCUCCCACCACGACAGAGAGCGAGGCCAACGCUUAGGGGUGAUGAGAGCUACAGUCUGAUGAGAUCCGGGUGCAGCGGUGUACCUAGGGGUCGGUCGUGUUGGCCCCCGCAAGCACAGGGGGACACGAAAAUCUCACCUCUCUGCUCUGCCUUGGAAUGACUAGGAGCCUGUCUGCCCAUCCGCACACUGCCCAGGCCACCCCUUCACUGCUCUGGGUAGCCAGCCAAUGUGUGCAGGUUCCUCUUCCAAGUGCGCAAGGGAGCUUAGGUGCACCUCUAUCUGGGGAGCCCACCCUGCUCUCAAGAUAUGCAGGGGAAUAGUGUGCAGAUUAUGGUGCUGGAGGAGACUCUUGAGAGUCCCAUGGACUGCAAGAAGAUCAAACCUCUCCAUUCUUAAGGAAAUCAGCCCUGAGUGCUCACUGGAAGGACAGAUCCUGAAGCUGAGGCUCCAGUACUUUGGCCACCUCCUGAGAAGAGAAGACUCCCUGGAAAAGACCCUGAUGUUGGGAAAGAUGGAGGGCACAAGGAGAAGGGGACGACAGAGGACGAGAUGGUUGGACAGUGUUCUCGAAGCUACCAGCAUGACUUGGACCAAACUGCAGGAGGCAGUGGAAGACAGGAGUGCCUGGCGUGCUCUGGUCCAUGGGUCACAAAGAGUCGGACACGACUAACCGACUAACCAACAACAACAAGUGUGCAGAUCUGUGCAGUAUGAAAAGGCUUCUCUCUCUCUUAAACCACCACCUUCUCUCCUCUUUUGCUUUCACUCCUUUCAUUACCUUUUUGACCUCCCCCCACCCUUUUAUUUUAUUUUCCCCUCUUCCAGGCUUAGCUAUUUGGCCACCUCUUUGUUGGGUUCAUGGAAAUAUGAACAGUGCUCAGAUCUGCAAAAGGCUCGUUUAAAAAAAUAAUCUAUAGGUUCAAACUUUUACAAACAGGUGGAGUCUGAGACAGAUGUUGGCAGCUGGAAAGAAGGGGAAGGAGGGGGGAGAGAGAAGAAAAAUGAAGUCUAUGUUUGGGGUGAAUGCACUUUGGAGAUCUAGGAUCUAUCUCUCUUUCUCUAGGGCAGCUUUGCUCCACCUUGCACUCUCCAGAUGUUUUUGGACUACAGCUCCCAUGAGCCUUAGCCAGCAUGGCAAAAACACAAAGACAGACCGUGAUGCAGGGAAUGGUUGUUCUUUGCUCCCACCUAGUGGUUGGUUAGCUGUGUAGGCAUAAGAUCUUAAAUGCUGAAUCCGAAACAGCAACGGGGUUGCUCUCUUGCAGAAUCUACUGAAGAACAUUCAGAUGCCGCAGGUUGUGUGACAAAAAGGGUGCUGGUCCACCAGCACUGGAAAAAGAGAAAUAGCCAUAUACAUGGUUAUCCCAAGUGACAAGGGUGUUCCACGGAACCAUUCAGGAAAGGAAGGGAAGAAAGACUUCAUGGGUACCAUGGCAUUCACGCUCUCUGGUUUGGCAACCCUUGGACUGCAACAUCCCAGAUAGGUUCCGUGUCUGGUCUCCAUCCGGCGAAGGAAGACCUCCCAUUUCCCAAGUUCUGUUGUUGAACAGCUCUUACUUUUCAGAAGCUUCUCCUGCCUAGUAGUCGGUGUUGUUUGCAAAGUCGCUUUCACGUUUCUCCUUGAGCACCGCAAAGUUCUGAGCCGUUUCUCGUGUCCUUCGGCAGGAACAUCGGCGGGCGGAACGUGCUGAGCAGCAGCGAGUCCGCACUGAGAAGGAACGGGAGCGGCAGAACAAACUGGCCGUGAGUAUUGCCAUUGCCUGACAGCUUCCCAUUCCAGCUCAUGGGUGGGGGACCUCAGGCCAGGAGCCAAAUGCGGCCCUCCAGCAUUCUUGGCUCGGCCCUGGGGACUCUCCCCAAGCCACACUUCACUUCAUAUGCUCAUAUCCUGGGGACAGCCCCCAGAUUUACAAAUCAGUCCCGCUGUGGGUUAAACCACAGAGCCUAGGACUUGCCAAUCUGAAUGUCGGUGGUUCGAAUCCCCGCAAUGGGGUGAGCUCCCAUUGCUCGGUCCCUGCUCCUGCCAACCUAACAGUUCGAAAGCACGUCAAAGUGCAAGUAGAUAAAUAGGUAGCACUCUGGCGGGAAGGUAAACAGCGUUUCCAUGUGUUGCUCUGGUUCGCCGGAAGCGGCUUAGUCAUGCUGGCCACAUGACCCGGAAGCUGUACGCCGGCUCCCUCGGCCAAUAAAGCGAGAUGAGCGCCACAACCCCAGAGUCGGCCAUGACUGGACCUAAUGGUCAGGGGUCCCUUUACCUUUACCUUUACCCCAUACAAAAUCCAUUGAAGUUCAAAAGUGUCCCCGGAUUCAUUGAAAAAAAUCUGGUAACCUUACAUUAACUGUCCCACUUUAAGUGGGACAUCCUAGAUUUACUAGCUCCCAGGAUGUCCCCUUUUGGCUCCCACGAGAGAAGGGCCCCGAAAGAUGCAUGUUUUUGGGGGGUCAUGAUCUUGUGCGAGUCACGUGGCUCCCACGGGAGUGCGGCCCUGAAAAAUGCACACGCUGAUUUGACUUGGCGACAAAUUGGAGAGUAUGAAAUGAGCCCGCUCUAGAAAAGGUGAGAUUUACAUUGGUUGCUUCGCCCACAUUCCCCCCCCCCACACACACACCACUGUCGUGUGACUGCUGGGUGGUGGCCCAGUUGGGAAUGUUACCCUUAAUCUGAAAAAAGGUUCCCUGCCCCUCCCUGUUCUGUCAUUGGAUAAUGGAUUCCACACGGUCGCCCUGUGCAGGAAGAGAAGAUGAGGAAGGAGGAGGAGGAGGCCAAGAAACGGGCAGAAGAUGAUGCCAAGAAGAAGAAAGUGCUGUCCAAUAUGGGGGCUCAUUUUGGCGGGUACCUGGUAAAGGUAAGUUGCUGGGUAACAGUAAGGAGGGAUUUACUCUUUUGGAUAAUCACAGUCUUUGCUUUGCUUUGCUUCCUAAUAUUUCAACCACUUGCAUGCCAUCCAAUUGGACCUGUUCUAGAGGUGUACAGUGCUAGCUAAUUUCUCACUGCAAAACCAUAGAUUCAUAGUAGAGGACGUGCUUUGCACGGGGCGAGGAGUGUUGCUAUAGGAUUUUUGGUGCUUAUUUUUCCCCUCUUUUUUGAUUUUUCGCCUUUUUUUUUUUGAACCAAUUUUUAUUUGAUUUUUCAAGUGUAGAAUUAUAACAAUACAUAAUACAUAUCCACACUUAGAUAUUUCUCCGAAUCUCUGGACUUCCCACCUUCCAUUCCGUGGGUCCAAUUGUCAACCUUUUCGACUGCAUAUUAUCCCAUAAUCCAUAUUUUAUGUCACUCCAUUUUGUAGUAUCUGCUACAUUACCAGUGUUAUUGCAAUCCUGCUAAUGUUUUCAUCUGCUUACAGUGGUCUCCCAGAUAAAUUAUAAUUUUUUCCCAUUCUUUAUUAAAGUUUGGGGGAUACUUGGUGUUUCUAACAGGGAAAAGGAGAUGUGGGCUGAACAGUCUGGAGACACCAAAUUCACCCUAACCCCAAAUAAAACCUGAUGUCCACCUUAUCUAAUCAGGUUCAUCCUCUGCAACGAUUCUCAAGCCUUUGAGAAUCUGCUUCCCACGUGAUCUUCAGGAAGGGACUGAAUAUAUAAUAGCACCGCGAUGCCAUCAGGUGGUUCUUUUCACAAUUGCAGCCACCAUCCCUUUCCUGCGAUUCAGUCUGACGGGGGUAGAGAGAUACCUGUAGCCAAUCCAGAUGUUUCUGGACUCCCAACUAGGGCUGGAAGAAUCUGUCCAUCUUGCUUCUCUCCUUUUCCCCAUUUAUCCAUUCUUCAUUUUGGUUCUUCACACUGCAGCAAUUUGCAAAUUAUUUUUGUACAUAUGAGGCGGGGGGAGGGGGUUCCCAAUGAAAAUUCUCCAGCAUUUUACUACAAAUUUCUCCUAAUGAAUUUUAUGUUAUUUUCACCAAUAUAUUCAUCGAUGUGCACAAUUUCCAAAUACAUGCAUUUUUGUAAACAAUGUUUGGCUGGAGAACUGCAAAAUUCAGAUGCCAAUUUUUGAAGGGUAGCUGUGUUUUGGUUCACGGAUUGCUCUGGCAAGUUUGUAAGCAGCUUGCAAACACAGUAAAAAUACAACAAAAAUCCCAGUUACAGUAAACACAAUAAAAACCUAAAAAAACAAAAAACAAAACAAAAAAUAAAAGCUCUCACAGAUCCUUCUAACACCAAAAGAGGCCGCAAAUACUUUAAAAGCCUUCAAAUUCAAGGUCAAAAUCCUGGUUUAAAAAGUUUUCCCUAGGUGACUCCCUUUUGUACACACUUCCCACCUGGUUUCUCUCUCUUAGGCCGAGCAGAAACGUGGCAAGAGGCAGACAGGCCGUGAAAUGAAGAUCCGGAUCUUAUCGGAGCGAAGGAAGCCGCUCAAUGUAGACAACUUAAGCGAACAACAGCUGAGGUUGAUAACAGAGUGGAGCUGCAAGACUGGCACCAAGGGUCCCCUGCAGGGUUCAACCAUAGAAAAGUCCCCUUGACCCUGCCCCUCCUCACCAUUGCAGCUGGCUCAUUCAUGUACCUCACACUUUGGCCCUGUUAUAAGGGGGGGAAACUGCUCCUUUUCCCUUACGGGGUAUUCCAGAGCCCGUAUAGAGUCCUUAAGUGGGUUCCUUAUCGGCAGGAGAAAUAACAGAAGCCAACCAGAGUACAGCCAUACCUUGGAAGUCGAACGGAAUCCGUUCCGGAAGUCCGUUCAACUUCCAAAACGUUCGGGAAGCCACAGAAGCCGCAACGGAUGUUCGGGUUCCAAAGAACAUUCACAAACCGGAACAAUCACUUCUGGAUUUUUGGCGUUUGGGAGUCAAAACGUUCAUCUCACAAGACGUUAGACUUCUGAGGUGCGACUGUAAAUUGAAAAGCAAAGUGGCUAGUAAGCCUGAUCUUUAUUCAGGGAACAGUUGCAACAGGGUUCCACACUCACCACACGCAGGAGGGAGGAGAACCCAGAACAUUGGUGCACAAGCCCUUAUAUAGACUUUUGAAAUUGCCCACCCUGUAGUCCAAGACCACCCCCCUGAAACAUCAUACAUACAUCACAGAAGGAGGCGGUCUCCAGCAGAAAUCUUGCCUGCCUGGAUACCUGAUAAUGGUCACUGAUUGCAUUACCUGGGCAGCCUGGCCGUUCUUUUGUGAUGGUUAAUACUUUAGUUCCUGAGUCCAGGUCACAGGCUCACCCUAUUCAUACACAAAUGCGGCCUUAAGACAGGAUUUGCAAGCAAAAAGACAAUGGGAAGGCUUUCCCCAUUUGCCUCCCUUACUGCAGAGGAAUACUUGAGGUCAAUGGGUGAGUCAAAAUGGCUUCAGGAUUGCUCUCCCAUACUAUUCCAGACACAUGGUUCAUAUAUUUCGAUAUGUGUGCAUUUAUGAACAUUUAUUCUAUAUUUGAGACCUUAAAAGUCUUAUAACAGCCCAAAGGGCAGAAGCAAGCAGACACAGCAGUGGCGGGGAAGGAGAUACUGCUGCCUGGUUGCCCCUUGGCUCUGUCUGGCAGCCAAGAUGAGGCAGAGGAGCACCAUCAGUUGACAGCAAUGGCAGAGAGGAGGGAGGGGACCAGGGAAGGUGGCUUGGCCAAAGCCCCCACCAUAGCCACCAGCAGUUCUUGGCACUGUUGACUGCCUGGCCAGGGAGGGGCAUGAGGGAUGUUGGGGGGGGGGGGUUAAUCAGAGAAGUCCCCCAAACCCCAAUACAAUUUGCCUCUCUCUGUCCAGGGACACAGCCAAGGAGCUGCAUGACUGGAUCCAUCAACUAGAAUCAGAGAAAUUUGACCUGAUGGAAAAAUACAAAUGUCAGAAGUAUGAGGUAAGGAGGGAGAAAAAGAAAUAUACUUUUGGAUACGGAACUUUCCCUGCUGCCAAAAUGAUACUAACAUCAAUUUCCCUCUCUGUGUUGUGUGUUUUCCCUUCCUUUCCAGAUCAAUGUUCUUUACAACCGCAUCAGCCACGCCCAGAAAUUGUGAGUGACCUUGUGGUUCCGGCAGCAACACACACACACAAAUUACUCUGACCUCAAAUCCCAUUACCCCCCCCCCACCCACCCACCACAUGUUUUAUAGCCACAAAACUUGUGCAUUUUCACAACUAGAAUCCACAGUGUGGAAACGGCUUGAGGAACAGGUUCUAGUGUUCAUGUGGAACUGUUCAUGAAUUCAUAAAGUCCACAACUGCCAGGUUUAUAAAAUGUAUUUUAAAAAUCCUCUUUUUGGCACCUGCUAAGGACAUUUUUGUUCAGACAAGCUUACCCAAAUGCUUAGGAAUUUGGGGUCAUUUUAAUCUGUUUCAGCAUUUUAGUAUUUUAACUUUUGCAUGUUUUAAAGUACAGCUGCAAUUUUUUUCUUGAUUUUAUUGUUAUAUCUUUAUGUAAACUGCUUUGGGGGUUGUUGUUGUUUUUACAAUCAAGCGGUAUAUAAAUUUUCUGAAUAAAUAGAUAAAAUACUAUUUUGGAGAGCUGGAAUCCAGGUCACCAAAAUCUCAAGAUCUGCACCAAUUGGAAGCUGAAAUUCAGCUGUAGCAUUCUCUCAAACUUUAACAUUUCAUAUUUGGAAAUUUGCUGUGUCAUAUUUUGGUCUUGUGACUGCUUAGCUUUAGUUUCCCUCACAAAAUAUAUUUCAGAUACAUACUGUAUAUAUGCAAGCAGUACACAGAGCUGGGUGUGAGUCUUCUUGGAUGGAUAGAUAGAUAGAUAGAUAGAUAGAUGAUAGAUAGAUAGAUAGAUAGAUAGAUAGAUAGAUAGAUAGAUAGAUGGUGAAUGUGGAUAUUUUACAACUUGUACAUUUCUUCCUUGCAGCAAGAAAGGUGCUGGAAAAGCCAGACUUGGUGGCCGCUGGAAGUAAAAAAGACGACACCCACCCGCCUACAGUUCAUGCAGAGAUCUGGGAGCUACUGUUGAUUGCAGCAUCCCAUUGCUUCCCCUGCCCUGUUUUAUGUUGAAAGCUGACCAGCCUGCCCUUUGUCCAUUCUUCUUCACCCCUGUCAUGUGUGCCUGUAACAAGCUCUUUGCCACAAGCCAAACCCAAUAAACCAAACUCUCCCCUCUGUGGUACCUCCCCAGUGAGUACAGCCUCCCUGUGUUUUAUUGGUGGAAAGAAUGUAGAAUCUCUCUUUCUAUCUUUCUCCUCGCUUUCCAGAGAAGCUGCUUUAUACUGGGUCACACUUCUGGUCCAUCAAGCUCCUUAUUGUCUACACUGACUGGCAGCACAAUGACGAUUGCUCCAAGCACGUUAAAACUUGGUUAAUUUGCAUUUGCCCUCAUCCACCUUUAAGCAAAUGUUCCCCACAAAAAUGCUUAGGCUACAAUAAAUUGCAGACCCUUGGCUUUGCAAAUAAGUGAAUAGUUUCCAGACCUUACAGCAAACAAGUCUCCAUCCACUGGAAAUAAAAUGAAGAAAAAAAGGUUCCAAGCAACUUGAAAAGAAAAGUACUUGGCUUCCAUACAAAGUGAAGCAGGCAAUCUUUGUGUUAGCUAUAAUAAGCAAGCUAUAAAAUCUCCCUUUUGGAGAGGUUCUUUUCAUUUGCAGGGAGCCAUAGAUAGCCACGUGGCUUCUUGCUUGUUCCAGGAAGCGUGAAGAGAGGAAAAACUGAGAAGGGGGUGCUGAGAAGGGCGCUGAGAGCCUACUAAGCCAUACCCACACUGGUAACUUGAACUCAGAGUGCAGGUUAACAUUUUCAUGUACGCCAGUGUGAGUCAGUAACUGUAUAUUACAUGUUUUGUGGCAGCCCCUAAAUUGUGACCCUCCCUCCCCAGAGAGGUGUGUCUGGCACCCUCAUUAUACAGCUUCCACACCUCUUUUGACACUUGAGAUCUAUAUUUUUGAGGACCUAUCUUGUAAUGUUGCUUUAAACUGUUUUUAAUGUUGUCUUUUAAUGCCGUAACUCACACUGGGACAUUAGAGUGAAAGGCUGGUAAAUAAUAAUAAUAAUCAGUGCUUUUUUUCUGGGGAUACUCAAGGCCAUGCGGUACUGGCAACAAAGCUGUAAGAGGUCAACUGGAUGCCUUUUAAUUUAUAACUUUCCUUGAUUUUUUUUAAAGAAGGUAAAAAUAGAUAAUCUAAAAUAAAGAUAGGAACUGUUACGAAACAAAAAAACAUUGAAAGCAAAACAAGGCAGUUGCUAGGCUUGGUCACAUGGUUGCUAUACUACUUUGGAGUGAUGGAAAUUCUCAGAGUUUAAAAAAAGCAGCACGGGAUGAAUACCUGGGAGACUUUGGUGCGUGGCGAUACUCUCCCUUUAAGACUAGCUGUACCACUCCAACAGAGGGCCUACUUAUUGCAGCUAAGGAGGGAGCGCUGGAGCUCAGGGAGGAGAGAGUUUGCAGCAGGAGCCAUUUUGUGUGUGUGUUGAACAUAGGCCUGCAACUCCAAGAUAGAGCCACCCGCAUCCCAUUUCAGAAGAGGCUUCAUUGGGAUACUAGAACUGAGGAGCAGGAGUGCGCUGAAAGCAGAGCAGCACGUAAGAGGUAGCUCAGUCUGGGCCCUUUUCAUAGAUGUUGCUGGGGGAAAGCCUGAUAGGAGCAGGCCUGUUGCACUUCUAUGCUUUGCAAUCCUGCACAAGCCGUACCGCUUGGCAACAUUGCAGGGCUGCUGGCGGCGGGUGGAGGGGAGGUAUGGGGCAACUGGGACAAAUAGACCCAGGCCUACACAAAACCAGGGAUUCCCUGCCUCGGUUCCUCUGGGUGCCGUUGGCCACCAAUGGUUGCUUGAAGGAUGACUUGAGAUUUCCUGGCAAAUGUUCCACUGAAAAGUAAUUUUCUGUGGCAGUUAAUACAGCAAAAGGGGGCAUUAGUAGUGUGAGACCAGGCCUUAAGAGAGAAAUCUUUCCUGAGUGUUGGAGAAGGCCAGCAGCAGACCACAACCAGAAGGCCAAUGAGACUGAGCUUCAAGAAGCAGAAAGAGUCUGGAAUUUGGAGGAGGUGCUUGGGAAAAGUACAAGCUAAUCUUCAUUCCCUUUUCUGCUGGUUCAGAGCAAAGGUAGAGUCCAGCAUUCUGUUCUGACAGUGGUCAAAGGCAUGAGUACAGGUUUUUGCCAGCCCUACCAGGAGAUGCCGGGUGUCGAAUCAGGGUCUUUUUGCAUAAAGUUAGAAAAAGACCAGAGUGGCCCACAGGUUGUGUAUACGCCAUACAUUUAAAUCAGAUUGCUUCCCCAAAGAAUCCUGGGAAGUGUAGCUUGCCUCUCACAGAGGUGCAAUUCCCAGUCCCCUUAACAAACUACAGUUCCCAGGAUUCUUUGGGGGAAGUCAUGGGCUUUAUGCGUGUAUGGCGUAUAUACAGCCUCACUCUGAAAUUCAGGUAAAAAUUAAAACUGGCAUUGGCUGUGAUUCUCUAGGGAUGUGGCGGUGCUGUAUCUGGUGACAUUUCUGUUAUUAUUUUUAUAUAUCUUGUGGAAGUUGAAAGCCAGCUCAAGCUUAGGGCUGACAUAGUGUGACCCCAUUCUUUUCAUAUUUCUGUGGGCACUUGCUGAUUCUUUCCUCUUUCUUAGGGUUCCAUAAAGUCUAUAAAGAGGGCUCAGAGACAGGAAAUAGGUUGAGAAAUACACACACAGCCUACCAGUUCCUGUCAGCAUUUGAAAGUGAAUCUGUUUCCACUCUCAUUUCCAAGGCAACACAUGUAGGGCUUUCACUAUGGAGAUGUUGGUGAGCUACACAGUACUCCACAUCUUCAUAUAUAUUAUGCUACAUAUUACAUUACAAGGACAGGAAACCUGUGAGCCUUCAGGUGUUGUUUGAUUGCUACUCCCAUCCUCCCUGACUUUUGGUCCCACCUGCCAAACAUUGGACAAGUGUAGUCUACUGUCUUUUCAGCAGCUACUGAAGACUUUCCUCUUCCGGCAAGCCUUUUGAGUAGAGAUUUUCCCCAGUGUGGAUCUGUAUAGGAAUUGUUUUUAGAUGUUUCUAGAUGCUUACUUGUUUAUUGCUUGUAUGCUGCCCUGGGAGGAAGGGUAGAAU
Molecule: messenger RNA, 46559 nt
Organism: Podarcis lilfordi (Lilford's wall lizard)
Lineage: Eukaryota; Metazoa; Chordata; Lepidosauria; Squamata; Lacertidae
Source: the annotation of a GenBank genome assembly